Molecule: messenger RNA, 67112 nt
Organism: Coregonus sp. 'balchen'
Lineage: Eukaryota; Metazoa; Chordata; Actinopteri; Salmoniformes; Salmonidae
Source: the annotation of a GenBank genome assembly
AUGUCUCGCAUCGGUGUGAGGGAGGGGGAGAGAGGGGGAGAGGGAGAGGGAGAGCGAUGUGGCUGAGAUUAUGCUAUUUUUGUUCAGUGUAAAUGUAUUUCUAGUUAGCUACUGAAGAGCAGCCAAUUACCAAGUGUCCAUAAAUCUAUAGCCUACCAUUCCUACUGAGGCAGUCUUCUGCCAACAUUAUUAUUAGGCCAAAAAAAAAAGAAGGUGCAUUUGCCUAUGAUUUGAACAGUGUGGGUGUCGCAUGCCCGCUGUCAUGGGCACCAUGGGUACUGCCACCGUGCUGAUGUGGUACUCGUAAAACUGAUUCGAGGUUGGCAGGUUUGACGCAUGUGUGUUAGGGAGUCUCUCCCCGCGUGACUGACCCUGUACCCAGAUGUCCGGCCAGCCAGCCUUGUGUGGAUGUGGGUUAUGGAGGGGCCUCUUCCUGACAGCAAUGCCCCCUGGGAAACGGAGUCCUGGCCAGCAAUCCUGCCAUGUCCUGCUGCUUCCUUCCUGCCCUCCCAUUCUCUAGUACCCUUCUCCCUGAAGGGUGCACUUGUUCACUCCCCCUCAUGGAUUUAAUAGGGAAAGGAAGGACUUAUUUGAUGAAUGUGGUGAACACUCCCUGUAAGCCCCAUGCUUACAGCAAUCUAAUGCUUUGGAAUCCGUGAGGAGGAAUGAACAGGGAGAGAAUUGGACCGCAGCCAGAGAGAGGAAGAGUCUGGUACCAUUUUGACCUCUAGUCCCUUUCCCUUAGUGCCUACCCCGUCUGAAUGGGAUGGAUCAGGUGUAAUUGCCAACAAUGUGGCGAAAGACUAAGCUAGCAACAGUCACAGCAAAUUAACGUUCUUAUUUCAUCAACACUGUCAAGUACAAGUAUAUUAAGGUUAUAAAAUUGUAGAGAACAAUCUAAUGGUUAAUUCUAUGUAAUUUAUAAUGACAUAGGGCAAAGAACUACGUUUUGACAUUAAUUUCGUAGCACCCUCUUGAAUUGCCCCGUUUUUCUCAACAUUGUACACAGUGAGUGAACGCCCUACCCUAUGGCAUCCUUUCAGAUUUGGGAACACCGGAGGGGUGGAGGAGCUAGCAGAAGGGGCUAGGGGCCGCAAUGGAACAGGGCCGUCUGAGAUGUACUGUACAGGGAGGGCCGUCUGAGAUGUACUGUACAGGGAGGGCUGUCUGAGAUGUACUGUACAGGGAGGGCCGUCUGAGAUGUACUGUACAGGGAGGGCCGUCUGAGAUGUACUGUACAGGGAGGGCCGUCUGAGAUUUACUGUACAGGGAUGGCCGUCUGAGAUGUACUGUACAGGGAUGGCCAUCUGAGAUGUACUGUACAGGGAGGUCCGUCUGAGAUGUACUGUACAGGGAGGGCCGUCUGAGAUGUACUGUACAGGGCCGGCCGUCUGAGAUGUACUGUACAGGGCCGUCUGAGAUGUACUGUACAGGGCCGUCUGAGAUGUACUGUAGCGAAAUAGGGGGGAAGACUGAGGGAGAGAGACUAGAUUAAUCAACCGAGAUGGAGACGGAGGGUGGGAUAGAAGGGAAUUGAUGAGAGCGGGAGAGAGAUGGAGUGUGAACAAGAGAGCGAGAGAGAGAGGGAGCAACAGAACGAAAAAGUCGGGAAACCUACUUUCUGAGACACACACAUUCUGAUACACACACACACACACACACACACACACACACACACACACACACACUGACAGUGUUUAUAGUCUGGUUGUACUCAAGCCCAGUGCCUAACAAAACACAGAGAGACAAGUCUAUAUAACAAAACAGCCUUGCGGGCCCUGUUCCAAUAUUUUUUAUACCGUUUUCUAUCUUUCCUUCCUUCCUUCCUUGAAGUCAACACUGAUCUGUAUAUGUCGGGAUGGUUGCCAUCCUAUUGCGGUCUCACAAAUAGCAGAGCAGUGAAUUCAUCAAGGAAGGAAGGAAUGAAUGAAGGAAGGAAGGAUGGAUGAGAAUUCUAGUCUAAAAUUAGGGGAGCCAUGGUGGAUUGGUAGAUUAAAUUAGGGGAGCCAUGGUAUAUUGGUAGAUUAAAUUAGGGGAGCCAUGGUAGUUGGUAGAUUAAAUUAGGGAUCCAUGGGUAUUGUAAUUAAAUUAGGAGAGCCAGGUAGAUUGGUAGAUUAAAGUAGGGAGCCAUGGUAGAUUGGUAGAUUAAAUUAGGGUAGCCAUGGUAGAUUGGUAGAUUAAAUUAGGGGAUCCAUGGUAGAUUGGUAGAUUAAAUUAGGGGAGCCAUGGUAGAUUGGUAGAUAAAUUAGGGGAGCCAUGGUAGAUUAGUAGAUUAAAUUAGGGGAGCCAUGGUAGAUUGGUAGAUUAAAUUAGGGGAGCCAUGGUAAUUGGUAAUUAAAUUAGGAGAGCCAUGGCGAUGGUAGAUUAAAUUAGGGGAGCCAUGGUAGAUUGGUAGAUUAAAUUAGGGACCAUGUAGAUUGGUAUAUUAAAUUAGGAACCAUGGUAGAUUGGUAGAUUAAAUUGGCCAUGGUAGAUUGGUAGAUUAAAUUAGGGGAGCCAUGGUAAUUGGUAGAUUAAAUUAGGGAGCCAUGGUAGAUUGGUAGAUUAAAUUAGGGGAGCCAUGGUAGAUUAGUAGAUUAAAUUAGGGAGCCAUGGUAGAUUGGUAGAUUAAAUUAGGGGAGCCAUGGUAGAUUAGUAGAUUAAAUUAGGGGAGCCAUGGUAGAUUGGUAGAUUAAAUUAGGGGAGCCAUGGUAGAUUGGUAGAUUAAAUUAGGGGAGCCAUGGUAGAUUGGUAGAUUAAAUUAGAGAGCCAUGGUAGAUUGGUAGAUGAAAUUAGAGAAGCCAUGGUAGAUUGGUAGAUUAAAUUAGAGAAGCCAUGGUAGAUUGGUAGAUUAAAUUAGAGAGGCCAUGGUAAUUUGUAGAUGAAAUUAGAGAAGCCAUGGUAGAUUGGUAGAUGAAAUUAGGGGAGCCAUGGUAGAUUGGUAGAUGAAAUUAGGGGAGCCAUGGUAGAUUGGUAGAUGAAAUUAGGGGAGCCAUGGUAGAUGAAAUUAGGGGAACCAUGGUAGAUUGGUAGAUUAAAUUAGGGGAGCCAUGGUAGAUUGGUAGAUUAAAUUAGGGGAGCCAUGGUAGAUUGGUAGAUGAAAUUAGAGAAGCCAUGGUAGAUUAAAUUAGAGAAUUUAUGCUUUGGUUUGUGCGAGAAAAAGAGAGAGCGAAUGUGUGUGUGUGUGUGUGUGUGUAAAGAGAGAUGUAUAAACAAAGGGGUGUGUGUGUGAGAGAGAGAUGUAUGAAUGAAACGUUCUGUGUGUGUUUUUGAUGUAAAUGACACUGUUGCACACGUGUGUGUGUGUGGCCUGUUACUUGGCGUUGGGGUGGGUGUGUUUGUGUUUAUGCCGUUCCCGCUGUGCCCAGCGUGGUGCCAGGGUUAGUACAACAGAGGGUACAGUGUGUGGCCUGCGUCGAGCCAGGGAGCGUGAGGAGAGGGGGAUCGGGACAGAGGGAGGGAGGGUGGAUGAACAAUGCCAAGCUGUUCAGCUCAGAGAACCACCCGGGAGAGAAAUGUUGAGUGGAAGGGAGCGGAGGGCUGUGUGUUUUUAUCUAACUUUACAUUGUCUUAAAGAGCACCUUAGAGUGAAUCCAUUACAAUGUCACAUAGUGGUAAACAGGGCUUUAUAUUGGUGGAGAGGUUGGUUUUAUGCACUUCCCUUAUCCUAACCAUUUAUUUAUUUAUUUCUCUCUCUCUCUCUCUCUCUCUCUCUCUCUCUCUCUCUCUCUCUCUCUCUCUCUCUGUCUCUGUCUGUCUGUCUGUCUGUCUGUCUGUCUGUCUGUCUGUCUGUCUGUCUGUCUGUCUGUCUGUCUGUCUGUCUGUCUGUCUCUGUCUGUCUCUGUCUGUCUGUCUGUCUCUGUCUGUCUGUCUGUCUGUCUGUCUCUGUCUGUCUCUGUCUGUCUCUGUCUGUCUCUGUCUGUCUGUCUGUCUGUCUCUGUCUGUCUGUCUCUGUCUGUCUGUCUCUCUGUCUGUCUGUCUCUCUCUGUCUGUCUGUCUCUCUCUGUCUGUCUGUCUCUCUCUGUCUGUCUGUCUCUCUCUCUGUCUGUCUGUCUCUCUCUCUGUCUGUCUGUCUCUCUCUCUGUCUGUCUGUCUCUCUCUCUGUCUGUCUGUCUCUCUCUCUGUCUGUCUCUCUCUGUCUCUCUCUCUGUCUCUCUCUCUGUCACUCUCUCUCCCUCCAGGGAUAUCAAGCCAGACAAUGUCCUGUUAGACAUGAAGGGUCAUAUCCGUCUGGCCGACUUUGGCUCCUGCCUGAAAAUGAUGCAGGACGGCACGGUGAGCAACCCACACACACACACACACACACACACACACACACACACACACAUCACACAUUUUUAUCACCUGUAUAAUAAAGCAUUGCAUGCAUCUAUCAUCUUAUUUGUGGGUCUGGGGAAAAAUGUCAUUUUCUAAAUUAUUUUAUUCUAAAUGAUAUUAUUUUUGAAUACCACACAAAUUACCAAAAUUACAGGCUACACUGACACAGACAUUAGAGUAGCCAUUUGCUUUUCAAACCGUUUUUUCCGGCAAUUGUAUUUUGAAAUAUUACGAAAGGCCUUAUAGCUGCUGCCUGCUGUUCACUGACAGCCACAACUCAACAAUCAGGUGUUUGUUAUUUACCAGGCCUGCUGCCCAAUUGGCUUCUCGACUGUAGGCCUACAUGCAGUCGUGAUGUGAUAAAACACAACCCACUGCAAAAAUAAAUAAAUAAGCUAUUGGUCCUCCAUUAUUCCUGGUCUAUUUCAAUAAUUUAAUGUAUUUAUCUACAGACCGGAGUCAUUAUAUACAUUUUGCAAAUGUAUUUAAAUUGAUCUGCAGCACCUCCAGCACCCCUUCGUGCGGCUAUUUGUUUUCCCCAUGCACAGUGCUCUCCCUAAGGCCAAACAAUCAACACUUCUUGUUAUUAAUUAAAUGGAUUGUGGUCAGUGACCCCAUGGAAUAUGAGGUUAUUGUGUAGGUAGGCUUACUAUUACAAUAAUAUUUGUAAUAAUCUAUCAGCAUGUACAAGUGAAUAAUUUCAAUAACAAGUCAAUUAACAUGUUUCUAGCCUAUAUCUAAUCACUUAUUUGUCCUGUUUAGCCAAUAGUGGUUUUAGCCACAGUGCCUUCAGAAAGUAUUCAUACCCCUUGACUUUUUCCACAUAUUGUUUUUACAGCCUGAAUUUAAAAUGGAUUAUAUUGCGAUUUUGUGUCACUGGCCUACACACAAUACCCCAUAAUGUCAGUGGAAUAGUGUUUUUAGAAUUAUUUAGAAAUAACCCUUUGUUAUGGCAAGCCUAAUAAGUUCAGGAGUAAAAAGUUGCUUAACAAGUCACAUAAGUUUCAUGGACUCACUCUGUGUGUAAUAAUAGUGUUUAACAUGGUUUGUGAAUGACUACCUCAUCUCUGUACCCCACACAUGCAGUUAUCUGUAAGGUCCCUCAGUUGACUAGUGAAUUUCAAACUUAGAUUCAACCACAGACCAGGAGGUUUUCCGUUGCCUCGCAAAGAAGGGCACCUAUUGGUAGAUGGGUCAAAAACAAAAGAGGCAAACAUUAAAUAUCCCUUUGAGCAUGGUGAAGUUAUUAAUUACACUUUGGAUGGUGUAUCAAUACCCAGUUACUACAAUGACAUAGGCGUCCUUCCUAACUCGGUUGCCAGAGAGGAAGGAAACCUCUCAGGGAUUUCACCAUGAGGCCAAUGGUGACUUUAAAACAUUUACAGAGUUUAAUGGCUGUGAUAGGAGAAAAUUGAGGAUGGAUCAACAACAUCGUAGUUACUCCACAAAUGACAGAGUAAAAAGAAGGAAGCUUGUACAGAAUUAAAAUCUUCCAAAAAAAUGCAUCCUGUUUGCAAAAAGGCACUAAAGUAAAACUGCUAAGGACCAUUACAUUUUUACAUUUUAGUCCCCAAAAAAUUCUCCAUACUGGCCCCCUGUGGGAAUCGAACCCACAACCCUGGCGUUGCAAACGCCAUGCUCUACCAACUGUUUUUGGGCCUUCCUCUGACACCGCCUAUAUAUAGGUCCUGGAUGGCAGGAAGCUUGGCCCCAGGUAUGUACUGGGCCGUACGCACUACUCUGUAGCGCCUUAUGGUCGGCUACAGAGCAGUUGCCAUACCAGGCGGUGAUGCAACCAGGCAGGAUGCUCUCGGUGGUGCAGCUGUAGAACUUUUUGACGAUCUGGGGACCCAUGCCAAAUCUUUUCAGUCUCCUGAGGGGGAAAGGUGUUGUAGUGUCGUCCUCUUUGACUUUCUUGGUGUGUUUGGACCAUGGUAGUUUGUUGGUGAUGUGGACACCAAGGAACUUGAAACUCUCGACCCGCUCAACUACAGCCCCAUCGAUGUGAAUGGGGGCGUGUUCGGCUCUCCUUUUCCUAUAGUCCACGAUCAUCUACUUUGUCAUGCUCACGGUGAGGGAGGUUGUUGUCCUGGCACCACACUGCCAGGUCUCUGACCUCCCUAUAGGCUGUCUCAUCGUUGUCGGUGAUCAGGCCUACCACCAUUGUGUCGUCAGCAAACUUAAUGAUGGUGUUGGAGUCGUGCUUGGCCACGCAGUCGUGGGUGAACAGGGAGUACAGGAGGGGACUAAGCACGCACCCCUCAGGCGCCCCCUUGUUGAGGAUCAGUGUGGCGGAUGUGUUGUUGCCUACCCUUACCACCUGGGGGCGGCCCGUCAGGAAGUCCAGGAUCCAGUUGCAGAGGGAGGUGUUUAGUCCCAGGGUCCUUAGCUUAGUGAUGAGCUUUGAGGGCACUAUGGUGUUGAAUGCUGAGCUGUAGUCAAUGAACAGCAUUCUCACAUAGGUGUUCCUUUUGUCCAGGUGGGAAAGGGCAGUGUGGAGUGCGAUUGAGAUUGCGUCAUCUGUGGAUCUGUUGGGGCGGUUUGCGAAUUGGAGUGGGUCUAGGGUUUCUGGGAUGAUGGUGUUGAUGUGAGCCAUGAAUAAUAGGCAAAUGUUGCACAAUCCAGGUAUGGAAAGCUCUUAGAGACUUACCCAGAAAGACUCUCAGCUGUAAUUGCUGCCAAAUGUUAUUCUAACAUGAGAUAUUUCUGUAUUUCAUUUUCAAUACAUUUGCAAAAAUGUCUAAAGAUAUGUUUUCACUUUGUCAUUAUGGGGUAUUGUGUAUAGAUGGGUGAACAAAAUAUUUAAUCAAUUUUUCAUUCAGGUUGUAACACAACAAAAUGUGGAAUCAAGGGGUAUGAGGGCUUUCUGAUGGCACUUUAUAUUGUUAUAGAAACGAUGUAAUGGCUUUUUUCCAGCUAGUUGUUGCACAAACUGCACAAAGUUUCUAUAUUCAUAAGGCUAUUAAGAUAAGAUGUCAAAUGACUUGAAUAGCCUAUGUGAAAGGUGUACACAUUUGUGGUUGUAUCAGUAUGUAUCUGAAAUGCAUCAGAAAGGUAUUGGAUAGUUUGGGGUAAACAUCAGGGAAGCUCAUUAGGUAGGCCUAACAAUUGUUUGUGUGUAGAGAAGAUCUGCAUUGCUUUCAAUUGUGGUUUUGUCACAGUCCCUUGUAACGUCUCCUACGUGGCCGGGGAGCAUUGCAGAGGGAAACAAAACCAAAAAAAGUGCGUGUUCAUGAGUCUUACCUUUCAGAAAUGGGAUCACAAUAGCUAGGUAGAUCCUACCGUUCAAAGAUUAGAGCCACGUUUGUAGGACGAAAACAGAGACCGCUAAUGUAGCGGACGUGGCACCCCUCUACUGUAAGUUGAAAAGGAGAAAGAAAGUAGACGACGUGAUAUUGCCGAGUGCCCUUCAGAAUUCAGCUGGUGUUAAAUGGAAAAGAAGGGAUGCAAUCCCAAAUGGCACCCUGUUCACUUCAGUGCACUACUUUUCUAUUUUUGACCAGGGCGCAUAGGGCUCCGGUCAAAAGUAGUGCACUGUAUAGAAAAUAGGGUGCCAUUUGCGAUGCAGUCAAGGGCUCUCCUAGAUCCUAAUGGUUUUUAUAGUAUGGCGUAAAGGAAUUAAUAGAGGGGUCACACUGUUUUAUUGAAUAACUUUACGGCCCCACUCAUUUUCUGCUCUCUCAUGCUAAGUUUUGGUUUAAUUUUUUGCUCCCGAUUUUUCGUCGCUCGGUGAUUCUACCACAGAGCCCCUUGUACUACUCAGGUGUUUGUGUGAAAGAAAAUGACUUUUCGUCUGAGGUUUAGUGAAAGGGGUCUGAAAGUGAUGUCAAAUGUGUAGCCCAACUUUUAGAAUUUGAUGAAGUGAUUGAAUGCCUAAGGGGAGUAAAGCAAGAUUCACUAUAUCCCUCAUCUCCAGACCUGGGUUCAAAUACUAUUUGAAAUACUUUAUCUGUGCUUGAUUGAGCUUGCCUGGCUUAAUGGACCAAUAGAAUAGUCUCAAAACUGCAAACCCCGCCCAUCUGACACUGUAUACAGGCUAGAGCAAAGGCUCAAAGUAUUUGAAUCCAGGUCAAAGCAAAACUCAAUCUGUUUUUAAUAAGUUAAUACUCUUAUUCUGAAAACACCUUAUGCCACAGUUAUUAUUGUUCUGUGUAUUCCUCGUGUUAUUAUUUUCAAAAAAAUAAAUCUAUUUUUUUUCUACUAUUUCAAUUUGUUCCCUCUCUGCAUUGUUGGGAAGGGACCGUCAGUAACUGUUAGUCUACACCUGUUGUUUACCAAGCAUGUGACAAUAUAAUUUGAUUGGAGUUGGGCUUUUUUACAUGGACAAUGUAAAAUAACGUUUCUCUGAGUUCACUUUACUCUGACUUUUUGUUCCAACCUCACUCUUCCCCCUCUUUCCUCUUCCAGGUCCAGUCGUCUGUGGCUGUAGGCACUCCGGACUACAUUUCCCCUGAGAUCCUGCAGGCCAUGGAGGACGGCAUGGGGAAGUACGGUCCAGAGUGUGACUGGUGGUCCCUGGGCGUCUGUAUGUACGAGAUGCUCUACGGGGAGACACCCUUCUAUGCCGAGUCACUGGUGGAGACCUACGGCAAGAUCAUGAACCACGAGGUAAACCUGAGGAAACUGGCGGCCAAGUUUUAGGUUGUGGCGACAACAUGGUGAGGGGAAAGUGGAGUCUUUAAAAGUCUACCAUUUUUAAAAUUAGCGUCCAUUCAUGAAAACAGUAGUCAUCAAGGAAAGGAAACAAGGAUAGGAUGUCUUGGAAGAGAGAGCCACUAGCCACAGGUAUGGGUAGUGAAAUCUGAUCUUAGGUCCUGGUGUAGGGGCAAGCAUGUAGCGUAUCUCUGAGGCAGAACAAAGCCAGGGGGUCCUUAGUGCCUAGCUUGCAUCAAUGUAGAUGUAGGGGAUUUAGCAUCAGCAUCCAAACUGCCUUGGUAACAAGCAAGUCGUUGCUAAUAUAUUCUAUUAUGCAUUCCAAAAUAAGAAAUGCUCCGCAAACUGAAAACAAUCUUCAGACUCAAAAGAACUAGAAGAGCUAGCCUAUACCAAAUCUAUGGGCCAGCAAUGAGUGCUACAUAUUCCAAACAUUUUAAUAAUUAAUGAUUUUGUAUAAUGAUUUAUUGAUUGUUUGCUUUCAAAUGUACAGUAUUUCACAGUUAAGUAUAUGCUACACUUAUUAAAUAUAACAAACCUUUGGAUUAUUAAUCGGUUUAAAUAGUUGAUCAUGUUUACUGGAUUGUUUACUUCAAGAUACACUCCAUGACCAAAAGUACGUGGACACCUGCUCGUCGAACAUCUCAUUCCAAGAUUAUGGGCAUUAAUAUGGAGUUGGUCCCCCAUUUACUGCUAUAACAGCAUCCACUCUUCUGGGAAGGCUUUCCACUAGAUGUUGGAACAUUGCUGCGGGGUCUUGCUUCCAUUCAGCCACCAGAGCAUUCGUGAGGUUGGGCACUGAUGUUGGGCGAUAAGGCCUUGCUCGCAGUCUGUGUUCCAAUUCAUCCCGGAGGUGUUUGAUGGAGUUGAGGUCAGGAUUCUGUGCAUGGCAGUCAAGUUCUUCCACACCGAUCUCGACAAACUAUUUCUGUAUGGACCUCGCUUUGUGCAUGGGGGCAUUGUCAUGCUGAAACAGGAAAGGGCCUUCCCCAAACGGUUGCCACAAAGUUUGAAGCACAGAAUCGUCUAGAAUAUCAUUGUAUGCUGUAGCAUUAAGAUUUCCCUUCACUGAAACUAAGCGGCCUAGCUCGAACCAUGAAAAACAGCCCCAGACCAUUAUUCCUCCUCCACCAAACUUUAGGGCAGAUAGCGUUCUCCUGGCAUCUGCCAAACCCAGAUUCGUCCAUCUGACUGCCAGAUGGUGAAGUGUAAUUCAUCACUCUAGAGAACGUUUCCACUGCGCCAGAGUCCAAUGGCGGCUGGCUUUACACCGACGUUUGGAAUUGUGUAUGGUGAUCUUGUGCUUGCGUGCGGCUGUUCGGCCAUUUCAUGAAACCCAUUUCAUGAAGCUCCCGAUCAAAAGUUAUUGUGCUGACGUUGCUUCCAGAGGCAGUUUGGAACUCGGCAGUGAGUGUUACAACCGAGGACAGACUAUUUUUACGCAAUACGCGGUUCAGUACUUGGCGGUCCUGUUCUGUGAGCUUGUGUGGUCUACCACUUCGCACCUGAGCCAUUGUUGCUCCUAGAUGUUUUCACCUCACAAUAACAGCACUUGCAGUUGACCGGGGCACCUGUAGCAGGGCAAAAAUUUGACGAACUGACUUGUUGGAAAGGUGGCAUGACGGUGCCACGUUGAAAGUCACUGAGCUCUUCAGUAAGACCAUUCUACUGUCAAUGUUUGUCUAUGGAGAUUGCAUGGCUGUGUGCUCAAUUUUAUACACCUGUCAGCAACGGGUGUGGCUGAAAUAGCCAAAUCGGCUAAUUUGAAGGGGUGUCCACAUACUUUUGUAUAUGUAGUGUAUAUGUCACUGUAAGUCUGUUGAUUUGAUGCCCUUCAGUCAAAUAAAAUAAAAUUGUAUUUGUCACAUGCGACGAAUACAACGCGUGUAGACUUGUGUUGCCUGUUCCAAAUGUUUGUGAUUGUUUGAUAGUGUAGGUACUGGUGUGUGUUAUUAACAAGUUGGCCACUUACACAGUGUGAUUAUUUCCUGAAGCUAUCCAGGUUAAUGCCCCCCUCAAGGGCCCAGUUCCUGAAACACUAGCCUACUUUCUAGCAGCUAUUUUCAUCAAAGUCUCUGUCACUAUCUAAACUGGAGCUUGUUAUGCAUUAUCUAACACGGUCUCCCUGUCUCUGGUUCUGUCUCAUUCUCAGCUAUCCCUUGUUCUGUGCUCUUUUACCCCCCCCCCCCUUCUCUCUGUCAAACCCCCGUCUCGGUCUCUCAAAUCCCCGUCUCGGUCUCUCAAAUCCCCGUCUCGGUCUCUCAAAUCCCCGUCUCGGUCUCUCAAAUCCCCGUCUCGGUCUCUUAAAUCCCCGUCUCGGUCUCUCAAACCCCAGUCUCGGUCUCUCAAACCCCCGUCUCGGUCUCUCAAACCCCCGUCUCGGUCUCUCAAACCCCCGUCUCUCUCUCUCUCUCCACCCCCGUCUCUCUCUCUCUCUCCACCCCCGUCUUUCUCUCUCUCCACCCCCGUCUUUCUCUCUCUCUCCACCCCCGUCUUUCUCUCUCUCUCCACCCCGUCUCUCUCUCUCCACCCCGUUCUCUCCUCUCCUCUCUCCACCCCCGUUCUCUCCUCUCUCUCACCCCGUCUCUCUCUCUCUCCACCCGCUCUCCUCUCACCCGUCUCUCUCUCUCUCCACCCCCGUCUGCUCUCUCCUCUCUCCUCCACCCCCGUCUCUCUCUCUCUCACCCCCGUCUCUCUCUCUCUCCCCCCCCGUCUCUCCUCUCUCUUCCUCCCCCCGUCUCUCUCUCUCUCCGCUCUCCUCCACCCCCGUCUCUCUGCUCUCUCCACCCCCGCUUCUCCCCCGCUCUCUCUCCACCCUCCGUCCCCCUCCCGCUCCCUCUCCACCCCCGUCUCUCGUCUCUCUCCCCCCCCGUCUCUCGCUCUCUCCACCCCCGUCUCGCUCUCUCCACCCCCGUCUUCGCUCCUCCCCCGUCUCCUCUCCACCCCCGUCUCCUCCUCUCUCUCCACCCCGUCUCCCUCUCUCUCUCUCCACCCCCUUCUCGCUUCUCUCUCUCUCCCCCCCCCUCUCCUCUCUCUCUCCACCCCCGUCUCACGCUCUCUCUACCCCCGUCUCUCGCUCUCUCUCUCUCUCUCUCUCUCUCCACCUGAUUAUUUAGCUGGUGUGUGUGUUGGGGAGGAAAUGUGAUGUUUAAUGUUUGUGUAAUGUAUGCUAAUGACCCAAUGAAGAAGCUUUUAAAUUCACAUUCUCAUCCUCCUCUUCCUCUCCUCCCUCCCUCUCUCCCCCACUCUCUCACAGGAGCGUUUCCAGUUCCCCUCAAACAUCUGCGAUGUGUCGGAGGACGCCAAGGACCUGAUCUCGCGCCUAAUCUGCGGCCGCGAGCGUCGCCUGGGCCAGAAUGGCAUCGGCGACUUCAAGGACCAUCCCUUCUUCGCCGGCAUCGACUGGGAACACAUCCGCUCCACUGAGGCGCCCUACAUCCCCGACGUCAGCUCCCCAUCUGACACCUCCAACUUUGAUGUGGACGACGAUAUUCUUAAAAACCCGGUGGGUGGAUUGGGGAAAACAAGCUAGCUAGCUAAUGUUAACUGGACUUGAGUUAGCUUGUUAACAUUAAUUGGAAACGAGCUAGCUCGCUAACGCUAACUGGAAACGAGCUAGCUAGCAAACACUAAUUAGAAACCGAUCAGCUAGAUAGCUAUCUAGAAACUAGCUAGCUUGCCAACACUACCUGGAAACCAGCUAGCAAAUGCUGACUAUUCAACUUCCAGCCAUCGAGAAUCAAAAUACUGCUGUUUUUAUUUUUUGAAGAGCCCAGAGCUAACUGGUGUUUACAGUUGUAAAAAUUUUUACUUGGCUGUUCUCUUGGUCUGUUUAGCUGUUUGACUCUAACCAAUCUGACUCUCUCUCUCUCUCUCUCUCUCUCUCUCUCUCUCUCUCUCUCUCUCUCUCUCUCUCUCUCUCUCUCUGUCUCUCUGUCUCUCUGUCUGUCUCUGUGUCUCUCUCUCUCUCACCCUCUCUCUGUCUGUGUGUCUCUCACCCAACAGGACAUUGCUCCUCCAGUCACACACAGCGGCUUCACCGGACAGCACCUGCCCUUUGUAGGCUUCACCUACACCACGGACAGCUGCUUCUCGGACCGCGGUAGCGUCAACAGGGCUGGCCUGUCCGAUGGGAGCUCCCAGGAGGGGGGCGGAGGAGAGGGGGUUCCACCGGACCAGGAGGGGGGGCUGGAGGUGGAGGCCUUCGAGAGGAGGAUCCGUCGGCUGGAGCAGGAGAAGCAGGAGCUGAACCGCAAGCUGCAGGGUGAGCUAGGGGGCGGUAGAGCACAAAGGGAGACACACAGAAACACCCUGUAUGACCCUGAGCGUAAAUGUGGACAUGACCUCUGACCCUUAACCUGUGUGUUGCCCCUCCAGAGUCCACCCAAGCGGUGCAGUCUCUCCACGGGCCGGGCCGCGGGGCCAGCACCCUGGGCCGAGACAAGGAGAUGAAGAAGCUCAACGAGGAGAUCGACCGGCUCAAGAAGAAACUGGCAGGUCAGUGCUCUCUGUGCAACCCAAUCUGACAACGCAAAGCUCAUCUGGCAACCCAACACUGUCUGGGCAUUUAAACCAGGCCUGGGUCGUACACACAGGUCAAAUACUGUCUGUGCAUUUAAACCAGGCCUGAGUCAAACACACAGAUAAUUUAAACCAGGCCUGAGUCGGACACACAGAUCAUUUAAACCAGGCCUGAGUCAAACACACAGAUCAUUUAAACCAGGCCUGAGUCGGACACACAGAUCAUUUAAACCAGGCCUGAGUCGGACACACAGAUCAUUUAAACCAGGCCUGAGUCGGACACACAGAUCAUUUAAACCAGGCCUGAGUCAAACACACAGAUCAUUUAAACCAGGCCUGGGUCGAACACAUAGUUUGUACUUUUGGGUCUGUUCUAGCGCAGCACAAGUACAUAUCACCGUCCCGCUAACCAGGAAGUCCCUCCCUUUCUCAGACUCUGAUAGGCUGGAGCACCAGCUGGAGGAGGCGGUGACACUGCGGCAGGACUACGAGAGCUCCUCCUCCAAGCUGAAGGCCCUGGACAAGCAGGUCAAAGCCCUGAGACAGGAGAAGGAGGAGAUCCACAAGGUAACACUCCCUCUCCCCCCUCCCCCUACUCCAGGAUUGUACUAAUUAGUGCACAUCGUAGGAAAAUGAAAACAAGCGUUUGUUAUUGGAGAAGUUCUGGCAGUCCUUUACUGUUUCGGUGUGCUUCCUUCUGUUUGUUGUCCAGUGAAUACGACUCAGGGGUGUAUUCAGUCAGGUGAAUGCAUUAACUAGAGCUGACAUGAUUCACAGGGCACACUGUAGUUCUCAAGGACCAAUGUUGUUCACAGUUGCCUAUUCGCUGCAAAGAGGACGUCUCUCUGUGUUAAGUCUCAUUUUAUCUGACGUGAAAACAGAACACCCACCCACCCACCCACCCUAACCUAAUAUCCUCAGAUCAUUAGAUUGCCACGGUGUGUAAACACUGGGAGCUUUUUCUUCCGAUUAAAUUCCGUCAUGUCAUGGGUUAGCUGGAGUCAGUAUUCUGGACAGACGCACCACAUUUUUGUCUAAUUCCAUUAGCAAAACUAUUUGACCCCAUCUUCUUCCCUUACCCUGGGGUAGUGUUUGUGUCUAGUUUACUAUACUAGCCUUUGCCUGCUUAUAGUUGGUUCAAAUCUCAUGACGCAUACCAUAUGAUGUCAUCAGAAAUACUGGUACCUUUUUUACUUCACAACAUAGGGCUUGUUUGACUGAUAUGCAAAUCACCUUGCAUCAUAAACAACAACUCUUUAUUACUUGUAGAGCAGUCAGUCAGUCACCAUUUACCCACAAUGCAUCAAGGAUUUGAUGCUCUCGGACACGGCCAUAGAAACUCACAAUUUUCACAUGUUGGGGUGGUGCUGGAGAAAAUGUAUUUCAUGUUGAAAUAGGUAGGAUUUCCUUUUUUAGUUUUUUUUUUUAUGUGUGAUACAAUAGGUUGUGGCUAAUUCUCUGUGUACUUUUAUAGUGGAAGUCAAGUUUAUAAUUGGUGGUUCACUGAUUGGUGGUUCACUGAUUGGUGGUUCACUGAUUGGUGGUUCACUGAUUGGUGGUUCACUGAUUGGUGGUUCACUGAUUGGUGGUUCACUGAUUGUUUUCUUUUCUUUCUCUCCUCAUUCCUCCCUCCUCCCCUCCUCUCUUUCUGUCACUCUUGCUGUCCUCCUUUCUCUCACACACGUUCUCUCUCCCUUUCAUUUUCAUCUCCACGCCUGUCAUUCUGUCUGGCUCUUUCCCUCUCCCCAUCUAUCGUGCCUCCUCUGCUCUCUUUUAUUUUGCUGCUCUCUCUCUCCCUCCCUCACCCUUCCUCCCUCCCUCCCUCACCCUCCCUCCUUUCUCUCUCCCAACUCUUUUUUUCUCUCUCUCUCCAUUACGCCAUCUCGCUUGCCCCCCCCCCCUCUCUCUCCCACCACCUCUCUCUCCUUCCCCCCCCCCCCUCCCUCUCUCUCCCCACCUCCCUCUCCUUCCCUCCCCCAACAGCAACUGGUGGAGUCCCUGGAGCGCCUCAAGUCCCAGACCAAGGAGCUGAAGGAGGCCCACAGCCAGCGGAAACUGGCCCUGCAGGAGUUCUCUGAGCUGAGCGAGCGCAUGGCCGAGCUGCGCUCCACCAAGCAACGCCUCUCACGCCAGCUCCGCGACAAGGAGGAGGAGAUGGACGCUGCUGUGCAGAAGGUCGACGCCAUGCGCCAGGACAUCCGCAAGACCGAGAAGGCCCGCAAGGAGGUGAGUUGUAAAAGUUGACUAGCAGAGCGUAGCGUUUAGCUUUCUGUGAUGAGGGCAUAUGUGUAUUAUUAUGUGUGUGUGUGUGUGUGCCUGCCUGUAUGUCUAUGUACAGUGAGGGGAAAAAAGUAUUUGAUUCCCUGCUGAUUUUGUACGUUUGCCCACUGACAAAGAAAUGAUCAGUCUAUAAUUUUAAUGGUAGGUUUAUUUGAACAGUGAGAGACAGAAUAACAACAAAAAAAUCCAGAAAAAGCAUGUAGAAAAUGUUAUAAAUUGAUUUGCAUUUUAAUGAGGGAAAUAAGUAUUUGACCCCCUCUCAAUCAGAAAGAUUUCUGGCUCCCAGGUGUCUUUUUAUACAGGUAUCGAGCUGAGAUUAGGAGCACACUCUUAAAGGGAGUGCUCCUAAUCUCAGCUUGUUACCUGUAUAAAAGACACCAAUCCACAGAAGCAAUCAAUCAAUCAGAUUCCAAACUCUCCACCAUGGCCAAGACCAAAGAGCUCUCCAAGGAUGUCAGGGACAAGAUUGUAGACCUACACAAGGCUGGAAUGGGCUACAAGACCAUCGCCAAGCAGCUUGGUGAGAAGGUGACAACAGUUGGUGUGAUUAAUCGCAAAUGGAAGAAACAUAAAAUAACUGUCAAUCUCCCUCGGCCUGGGGCUCCAUGCAAGAUCUCACCUCGUGGAGUUGCAAUGAUCAUGAGAACGGUGAGGAAUCAGCCCAGAACUACACGGGAGGAUCUUGUCAAUGAUCUCAAGGCAGCUGUGACCAUAGUCACCAAGAAAACAAUUGGUAACACACUACGCCGUGAAGGACUGAAAUCCUGCAGCGCCCACAAGGUCCCCCUGCUCAAGAAAGCACAUAUACAGGCCCGUCUGAAGUUUGCCAAUGAACAUCUGAAUGAUUCAGAGGAGAACUAGGUGAAAGUGUUGUGGUCAGAUGAGACCAAAAUGGAGCUCUUUGGCAUCAACUCAACUCGCCGUUUUUGGAGGAGGAGGAAUGCUGCCUAUGACCCCAAGAACACCAUCCCCACCGUCAAACAUGGAGGUGGAAACAUUAUGCUUUGGGGGUGUUUUUCUGCUAAGGGGACAGGACAACGUCACCGCAUCAAAGGGACGAUGGACGGGGCCAUGUACCGUCAAAUCUUGGUUGAGAACCUCCUUCCCUCAGCCAGGGCAUUGAAAAUGGGUCAUGGAUGGGUAUUCCAGCAUGACAUUUAUGACAAUGACCCAAAACACACGGCCAAGGCAACAAAGGAGUGGCUCAAGAAGAAGCACAUUAAGGUCCUGGAGUGGCCUAGCCAGUCUCCAGACCUUAAUCCCAUAGAAAAUCUGUGGAGGGAGCUGAAGGUUUGAGUUGCCAAACGUCAGCCUCGAAACCUUAAUGACUUGGAGAAGAUCUGCAAAGAGGAGUGGGACAAAAUCCCUCCUGAGAUGUGUGCAAACCUGGUGGCCAGCUACAAGAAACGUCUGACCUCUGUGAUUGCCAACAAGGGUUUUGCCACCAAGUACUAAGUCAUGUUUUGCAGAGGGGUCAAAUACUUAUUUCCCUCAUUAAAAUGCAAAUGAAUUUAUAACAUUUUUGACAUGCAUUUUUCUGGAUUUUUCUGUCUCUCACUGUUCAAAUAAACCUACCAUUAAAAUUAUAGACUGAUCAUGUCUUGGUCAGUGGGCAAACGUACAAAAUCAGCAGGGGAUCAAAUACUUUUCUCCAUCACUGUAUGUCUAUGUAUUGUUGAAGUCGGAAGUUUACAUACACUUAGGUUGGAGUCAUUAAAACUCAUUUUUCAGCCACUCCACAAAUGUCUUGUUAACAAACUAUAGUUUUGGCAAGUCAGUUAGGACAUCUACUUUGUGCAUGACACAAAUAAUAAUUGUUUACAGACAGAUUAUUUAACUUAUAAUUCACUUUAUCACAAUUCCAGUGGGUCAGAAGUUUACAUGCACUAAGUUGACUUUAAACAGCUUGGAAAAUUCCAGAAAAUUAUGUCAUGGCUUUAGAAGCUUCUGAUAGGCUAAUUGACAUCAUUUGAGAAAUUGGAGGUGUACCUGUGGAUGUAUUUCAAGGCCUACCUUCAAACUCAGUGCCUCUUUGCUUGACAUCAUGGGAAAAUCAAAAGAAAUCAGCCAAGACCUCAGAAAACAAAUUCUGGUUCAUCCUUGGGCGCAGUUUCCAAUAUGUAUGAAUACCAGUUUCCAUUAAGUAUGAAUACCAUGGAACCACGCGGCCGUCAUACUGCUCAGGAAGGAGACGCGUUCUGUCUCCUAGAGAUGAACGUACUUUGGUGUGAAAAGUGCAAAUCAAUCCCAGAACAACAGCAAUUGACCUUGUGAAGAUGCUGGAGGAAACGGAUACAAAGGUAUCUAUAUCCACAGUAAAACGAAUCCUAUAUUGACAUAACCUGAAAGGCCGCGCAGCAAGGAAGAAGCCACUGCUCCAAAACUGCCAUAAAAAAGCCAGACUACGGUUUGCACCUGCACAUGGGGACAAAGAUAGUACUUUUUGGGGAAAUGUCCUCUGGUCUGAUUAAACAAAAAUAGAACUGUUUGGCCAUAAUGACCAUCGUUAUGUUUGGAGGAAAAAGGGGGACGCUUGCAAGCCGAAGAACACCAUCCCAACCGUGAAGCACGGGGGUGGCAGCAUCAUGCUGUGAGGGUGCUUUGCUGCAGGAGGGACUGGUGCACUUCACAAAAUAGAUUGCAUCACGAGGAAGGAAAAUGAUGUGGAUAUAUUGAAGCAACAUCUCAAGACAUCAGUUAGGAAGUUAAAGCUUGGUCGCAAAUGGGUCUUCCAAAUGGACAAUGACCCCAAGCAUACUUCCAAAGUUGUGGCAAAAUGGCUUAAGGACAACAAAGUCAAGGUAUUGGAGUGGCCAUCACAAAGCCCUGACCUCAAUCCUAUAGAAAAUGUGUGGGCAGAACUGAAAAAGCGUGUACGAGCAAGGAGGCCUACAAACCUGACUCAGUUACACCAGCUCUGUCAGGAGGAAUGGGCCAAAAUUCACCCAAUUUAUUGUGGGAAGCUUGUGGAAGGCUACCCGACGCGUUUGACCCAAGUUAAACAAUUUAAAGGCAAUGCUACCAAAUACUAAUUGAGUGUAUGUAAACUUCUGACCCACUGGGAAUGUGAUGAAAGAAAUAAAAGCUGAAAUAAAUCAUUCUCUCUACUAUUAUUCUGAAAUGUCACAUUCUUAAAAUAAAGUGGUGAUCCUAACUGACCUAAGACAGGGAAUUCUUACUAGGAUUAAAUGUCAGGAAUUGUGAAAAACAGAGUUUAAAUGUAUUUUGCUAAGGUGUAUGUAAACUUCCGUCUUCAACUGUAUGUACAACAAUACCAGACUUUCAACCUCAACACACAACCAGUUCUGGUGCCACGGCUUCUCCUGUCAUUCAGAAAGCACAAAACAACCACUCUUUAUCAUCGGCUUGUUAUCUAUUCAUUCAUUUCUCAAUCUGAAUGCCAGUAUUCCCUUGAGGGCCUCGCCUGUCUUGUGCUGUCUGCAUUGGCGACAGAGGAAUGCGCUGCUUGGGGUGUCCUCAACAGCUCCCCUUAGGGGCGAGGAAACACAACACACACAGCCAAAACAAGCCAGGGCUGCAUCUCAGUAGUCUAAAAGUAGUGUCCUUUCCUCCACCUGCACUGACAUUGGAGAACUAGGCAGUUGAACACAAAUUCCUAGUAGGCGUUCUCCAUAUUGUCUUUACCUAGCCCUAGUGUUCAGAUUAGUGCAAAUGAGGGAGAGGAGACAAGCAAUGGAGGCCACUUUAGACUAUUGAGAUGCACCCUAGGCCUACAACCCCACACCCUCCUCUAUCCUUCCCCAGAGCUAAGCGCUAACAGGGUCCAGAUGGUUGUUGGUGACCCCAGCUAAAGUGCAUGGGGCCAGGGGUGGGGACUUUUGUAAAGGAAAAGAGAGGGGGUCAAUGGUGGCAGGGUGAUAAGCCUAUGUCAUCUCCUCACCACCCCCCAACACUGUUAAUUCAUAUACGCAAUACUGGAACGCAUAAUGGCAGUACACACAUUGACACAAUACAUGCUCAUGAAUGUUUGUGUUUGAGAGAGAGAACGUGUUAUAUGUAUGGGUCAAUCUAUUCUGGUAAAGGGAUAGGAAACUGUAGUGUGUGUGAUGUUAACCUCUGCUUUGUGUCCACGUGUUUGUGUGUUAGUUGGAGGCCCAGUUGGAGGAUGCCAAGGCGGAGGCGUCUAAGGAGCGAAAGCUGCGCGACCACAGCGAGGUCUAUUCUAAACAGCUGGAGAUGGAGCUUGAGACCCUCAAGGUCAGAGGUCACACACACACACACAAACACACUACUUUCCUACUCAUCUUCCAGUUCUCUCUCCUCUCCCCUCUCCAUCGUCCUCUACCUGUCUCCUCUCCCCUCUGUAUCCUCCUCUACCUCUCUCCAUCCUCUCCUCUCUCCAUCCUCCUCUCUUCUCUCCUUUCUCCAUCUUCUUCUCUCCUUUCUCCAUCUUCCACUCUUCUCUCCACCCUCCUCUCUCCUCUCCCAUCUUCCUCUCUUCUCUCCGCUCAUCCUCCUCUCUUCUCUCCACCCUCCUCAUUCACCUUUCUAAUCUUCAUCCUCCUCUUUCCUCUCUCCACCCUCCUCUACUAGUAUAUCUCCACCCUCCUCUACUAGUAUAUCUCCACCCUCCUCUACUAGUAUAUCUCCUCCUCCUCUACUAGUAUAUCUCCUCCUCCUCUACUAGUAUAUCUCCUCCUCUACUAGUAUAUCUCCUCCUCCUCUACUAGUAUAUCUCCUCCUCUACUAGUAUAUCUCCUCCUCCUCCUCUACUAGUAUAUCUCCUCCUCCUCUACUAGUAUAUCUCCUCCUCCUCUACUAGUAUAUCUCCUCCUCCUCUACUAGUAUAUCUCCUCCUCCUCUACUAGUAUAUAUCCACCCUCCUCUACUAGUAUAUCUCCUCCUCCUCUACUAGUAUAUAUCCACCCUCCUCUACUAGUAUAUAUCCACCCUCCUCUACUAGUAUAUCUCCACCCUCCUCUACUAGUAUAUCUCCUCCUCCUCUACUAGUAUAUCUCCACCCUCCUCUACUAGUAUAUCUCCUCCUCCUCUACUAGUAUAUCUCCACCCUCCUCUACUAGUAUAUCUCCACCCUCCUCUACUAGUAUAUCCACCCUCCUCUACUAGUAUAUCCACCCUCCUCUACUAGUAUAUCUCCCCUCCUCUACUAGUAUAUAUCCUCCUCCUCUACUAGUAUAUCUCCUCCUCCUCUACUAGUAUAUCUCCACCCUCCUCUACUAGUAUAUCUCCCCCUCCUCUACUAGUAUAUCUCCCCCUCCUCUACUAGUAUAUCUCCACCCUCCUCUACUAGUAUAUCUCCACCCUCCUCUACUAGUAUAUCUCCCCAUUCCUUUCUCCACCCUCCUCUACUAGUAUAUCUCCUCCUCCUCUACUAGUAUAUCUCCCCCACCCUCCCUCUACUAGUAUAUCUCCUCCUCCUCUACUUAGUUAUCCUCCUCCUCUACAUAACCCUUCCCAAAUUCCUCUCUCCACAUUCCCACCCUCCUACUAGUAUAUCUCCACCCCUCUCUAGUUAGUAUCUCCUAUCUCCUCCCUCCUCUACUAGUAUAUCUCCUCCUCCUCUACUAGUAUAUCUCCUUCUCCUCCCUCCUCUACUAGUAUAUCUCCCACCCUCCUCUACUAGUAUAUCUCCACCCUCCUCUACUAGUAUAUCUCCACCCUCCUCUACUAGUAUAUCUCCACCCUCCUCUAUUAUAUCUCUCUCUCACAACCCCCCUCCUACUAGUAUAUCUCCUCCUCCUCUACUAGUAUAUCUCCACCCUCCUCUACUAGUAUAUCUCCUCCUCCUCUACUAGUAUAUCUCCCCUCCUCUACUAGUAUAUCUCCUCCUCCUCUACUAGUAUAUCUCCACCCCACUUCUCCACCCUCUCUACAGUAUAUCUCCUCCUGCCUCUACUAGUAUAUCUCCACCCUCCUCACUCAUUCUCCCCCUCCUCUACUAGUAUAUCUCCACCCUCCUCUAUUAGUAUAUCUCCUCCUCCUCUACUAGUAUAUCUCCCUCCACUCCUCCUCUACUAGUAUAUCUCCUCCUCCUCUACUAGUAUAUCUCCACCCUCUCUACUCCCACGCCUCAUAUCUCCACCCUCCUCUACUAGUAUAUCUCCACCCUCCUCUACUAGUAUAUCUCCCCCACAUCCCCCUCCCCAUAUCCUCCCACCCUCCUCUACUAGUAUAUCUCCACCCUCUACUAGUAUAAUCUCCCCCUCCUCUACUAGUAUAUCUCCUCUUUCCUCUCUACUAGUAAUACCCACCCUCCUCUACUAGUUAUCUCCCUCCUCCUCUACUAGUAUAUCUCUCACCCUCCUCUACUAUAUAUUCUCCUCCCCCUCCUCUACUAGUAUAUCUCCACCCUCCUCUACUAUAUAUCUCCCCUCCUCUACUAGUUAAUCUCCAUCCUCCUCUCUACUAGUAUAUCUCCACCUCCUCUACAGUAUAUCUCCACCCUCCUCUACUAGUAAUAAUCUCCUCCUGCUCUACUAGUAUAUCUCCACCCUCCUCUACUAGUAUAUCUCCUCCUCCUCUACUAUAAUCCUCCACCCUCCUCUACUAGUAUAUCUCCUCCUCCUCUACUAGUAUAUCUCCACCCUCCCUCUACUAGUAUAUCUCCACCCCUCCUCUACUAGUAUAAUCUCCACCCUCCUCUACUAGUAUAUCUCCCCCUCCCUCUACUAGUAUAAUCUCCACCCUCCUCUACUAUAUAAUCUCCUCUCCUCCUCCUCUACUAGUAUAUCUCCACCCUCCUCUACUAGUAUAUCUCCUCCUCCUCUACUAGUAUAUCCUCCUCCACCCCUCCUCUACUAGUAUAUCUCCUCCUCCUCUACUAGUAUAUCCUCCUCCUCCUCUACUAGUAUAUUCCUCUCCUCCUAUAUUCUCCUCUCCUACUAGUAAUAUUCCACCCUCCUCUACUAUAUAUAUCUCCACCCUCCUCUACUAGUAUAUCUCACUCCUCCUCUAUAGUAUAUCCAUCCCUCCUCUACUAGUAUAAUCACCUCCUCCUUCUCCCUCCUCUAUAGUAUAUCCACCCUCCUCUACUAGUAUAUCUCCUCUCUCCUCUACUAGUAUAUCUCCUCCUCCUCUACUAGUAUAUUCUCAUCCUCCUCUACUAGUAUAUCUCUCCCUCUACCCUCCCUCUACUAGUAUAUAUCCACCCUCCUCUACUAGUAUAUCUCCUCCUCCUCUACUAGUAUAUUCCACCCUCCUCUACUAGUAUAUCUCCUCCUCCUCUACUAGUAUAUCUCCCCCUCCUCUACUAUAGUAUAUCCCCCUCCUCUACUAGUAUAUCUCUUCCUUCUCUCCUCUACUAGUAUAUUCCACCCUCCUCUACUAGUAUAUCUCCACCCUCCUCUACUAGUAUAUCUCCACCCUCCUCUACUGAUACUACCCUCCCAUUCCUUCCACCCUCCUCUACUAAUUAUCUCCCUCCUCCUCUACUAGUAUAUCUCCACCCUCCUCUACUUAGUAUAUAUCCUCCUCCUCUACUAGUAUAUAUCCACCCUCCUCUACUAGUAUAUCUCCUCCUCCUCUACUAGUAUAUCCACUCCUCCUCUACUAGUAAUAUCUCCUCCUCCUCCUCUACUAGUAUAUCUCCUCCUCCUCUACUAGUAUAUUCUCCCCCCUCCUCUACUAGUAUAUCUCCUCCCUCCUCUACUAGUAUAUCUCCUCCUCCUCUACUAGUAUAUAUCCACCCUCCUCUACUAGUAUAUCUCCUCCUCCUCUACUAGUAUAAUUCCACCCAUCCUCUACUAGUAUCAGUCCCGCCCUACAUAGUAUAUCUCCACCCUCUCUAUUAGUAUAUUCCUAUCCUCUACUAGUAACUCUUCUCACUAGUUCUCCUCCUCCUCUACUAGGUACAUCUCCAACCCUCUCUACUAGUAUUCUCCAACCCUCCUUCUACUAGUAUAUAAUUUCCAUCUCUCUACUAGUAUAUAUACUCAACCGACUCUAAUUUUGGUACAACCUUUCAUCCUCUACAGUAAUCUCAUCUCUCUACGUAGGAUCUUGCCAUCCUCCUCUACAGUGAUUUUCCCACUCCUCCCUACAGUACCCUCUCUCCACUCAGUUCGUAGUCAUCCUCCUCCCUCCUACUAGUAUUUCAUUUUCGUCUGAGCCCUGCCUAUAGAUACUCCAACCUGAUCCUCUCUUACGUAGUCUCCACUCCUUUCCUGCUAUAGUUUUCUCUUUCUCGAACAUCCCUAGGCACGACCCAUCUUCAAUGCUCUUACUGAGGGAAGGAGGUUGUUGGCCAAGAUCUCGCGAUACAUGGCCCCAUCCAUCCUCCCCUCAAUACGGGGCAGUCGUCCUGUCCCCUUUGCAGAAAAGCAUCCCCAAAGAAUGAUGUUUCUACCUCCAUGCUUCACGGUUGGGAUGGUGUUCUUGGGGUUGUACUCAUCCUUCUUCUUCCUCCGAACACGGCGAGUGGAGUUUAGACCAAAAAGCUCUAUUUUUGUCUCAUCAGACCACAUGACCUUCUCCCAUUCCUCCUCUGGAUCAUCCAGAUGGUCAUUGGCAAACUUCAGACGGGCCUGGACAUGCGCUGGCUUGAGCAGGGGGACCUUGCGUGCACUGCAGGAUUUUAAUCCAUGACGGCGUAGUGUGUUACUAAUGGUUUUCUUUGAGACUGUGGUCCCAGCUCUCUUCAGGUCAUUGACCAGGUCCUGCCGUGUAGUUCUGGGCUGAUCCCUCACCUUCCUCAUGAUCAUUGAUGCCCCAUUGAUGCCCACGAGGUGAGAUCUUGCAUGGAGCCCCAGACCGAGGGUGAUUGACCGUCAUCUUUAACUUCUUCCAUUUUCUAAUAAUUGCGCCAACAGUUGUUGCCUUCUCACCAAGCUGCUUGCCAUUUGUCCUGUAGCCCAUCCCAGCCUUGUGCAGGUCUACAAUUGUAUCCCUGACGUCCUUACACAGCUCUCUGGUCUUGGCCAUUGUGGAGAGGUUGGAGUCUGUUUGAUUGAGUGUGUGGACAGGUGUCUUUUAUACAGGUAACGAGUUCAAACAGGUGCAGUUAACACAGGUAAUGAGUGGAGAAUAGGAGGGCUUCUUAAAGAAAAACUAACAGGUCUGUGAGAGCCGGAAUUCUUACUGGUUGGUAGGUGAUCAAAUACUUAUGUCACGCAAUAAAAUGCAAAUUAAUGACUUAAAAAUCAUACAAUGUGAUUUUCUGGAUUUUUGUUUUAGAAUCCGUCUCUCACAGUUGAAGUGUACCUAUGAUAAAAAUUACAGACCUCUACAUGCUUUGUAAGUAGGAAAACCUGCAAAAUCGGCAGUGUAUCAAAUACUUGUUCUCACCACUGUAUUUCAAUCAUUCAGCCAUUCCUGGACCUGUGACCAAAAACAAGCUACAAAUGGGCAGUACCAAAACAAAUGAUCUAAUGAUUCUGUCUCUUCGCAGCAAAAUCUGCAGAGCUGGUUAGAUUGUAUCCCCCAUAUAAAUAACAUUCUAUUGGUAGCAAGAAUUUUAUAUAAUAAUUUAAAUUGAAAGAUUCUAAUUUUUGAAUCCGGUGUUGUUUUGCGUAUCAGUUCAUAAACAAUUUGCCAUGAAAUCGGUACGUCAAAAAUCUCUUCCCAACUAUUUUGCAAUCUAUAUGGGACGGCUGUCAAUCCUUUGGUCCUUAAAUGAAACUGGUGUACUUUUUUAUUUAUCACAAUUUUCUUUAACCAAUUAUGGUCUUUAAUGCAGGGCCGACAGACAAGUUCCUUACUUUUUCCCCCUUCCACUUUCCUCUUCCAUUUUUGCGGUAAUGCUGCAAUUAUUUGGUUGUAAUUUUGGGUAGAGCUGACAUUUCCAUAUGUUUUUGUUAGCCGCAUGUGCGACAUAACUCCACCAGUCCUACCUAUAAUAUCAUUUUUUUAAAUCAAAAAAUGUUUUUUUUAUCAAUUAGUAUAUUUGAGUUUAACCACAGUAUUUGUUGCAUUAUUUGUUCUGUCGUUUCUGGAGGAUUAAAUUGAAAUUGCAACCAACUUUCUAUGGGUUGUUUUAGAAAUAGUGAUAUUUGGGAGAUUAUUUCCUUUUCAAAUAACUGAAAGUGAGAGGUUGUAAUUUGAAUAAAGGGAAAAAGGCCAUUCUUGAACAUGGGGUGAGACAAUCUUACUAAUUUGCUAGAGAACCGGUUCGGAUUUAAGUAUAAUUUUUGUAUGACUGAAGCUUUUAGUGUUAUGUCUAAUGCUUUAAUAUUUAAUAAUUUCUGUCCUCCAAAUUCAUAUUCAUUAUAUAAAUAGGCCCGUUUAAAUUUGUCUGGCUUGCCGUUCCAAAUAAAAUGGAAUAUUGUUUUCUCAUGUAAUUUAAACAAAUGUUUGCUAUGCGUAGGCAAGACCAUAAGCAAAUAGGUACACUGGGAUACAGGGUGGUUUUUCCACAAAUAGACAGGUAUUUACCUUUCCAUGGUAGCAAGAUCUUAUCUAUUUUUGCUAACUUUCUAUUAAACAUUUUUGGAGUGAGAUCAUUUAUUUAUUUUGGGAUAUGUAUUCCGAGUAUAUACACAUCACCAUCAGACCAUUUUAUUGGUAAACUACACGGAAAUGUAAAAGUUGUAUUUUUAGUGAUCCAAUACGUAAUCUAGUACAUUUAUCAUAAUUUGGUUGUAAUCCAGAGAGGUUAGAAAAUGUAUCUAGAUCCUCUUAUGAGGCUGUGGAGGGAUUCAAGUUGUGGAUUUAAAAGAAAACAUGAAUCAUCAGCGUACAAUGAAUCAUUUAGGAAAAUAAUGCCGGCUUGUAUUUUGUAAAUAUAAAUUAGUACAAAAAAGAAUCACCUUGAGUAAAUAUUGAUAUGUGAAAUGUGUACAAUGAACUCAGUAUGAAUUCAAUACAACAACAGUACAAUAGACUCAGAUAUCGGCCAUAUAUCCCACCUAUAGUUUACUAGGGUGCACCCAACUCUAUUUUAAUCUGAGGGUAUCUCAGCUUUCAAUGUUCAAUACAAAUACAAUAAACAUGAAUCCACAGAAAAACACAAAUAUUCACAAAUACUGACUUAUAAACCACUAUGAGAUGGAAUCAAAUGUGAGUGAGUGUGCAUAUCAAUAAACACUGUACGGUGUUUAAAUGUGGUAUGUGCUUAUGACAGUCCCACUGCAAGGUAUGGUGCUAUGAUGUCUUGCAACAAAGAAUCCUACCACACCCUGUUGUAUGGCAGUGCAAAUUCAUUGUCCUCCAUGGAAAAGGAAAAAUACAUCUUUGCAUGCAAAUCUUCUUACGGAUGUCCUGGGUUCGGGCGGCUCGCCAUCCUUGGUGGAACUGAAUCAAUAAAAAAAAAAGACCUGUUUUUACAAACAGGAUCACACAAUAUAUAUACCAUGAAUACCUUUCAUAUAAACAUUAAUAUAGCUCUCAGCUUUAAUCUCUUACAGGAAUAAGAAAAUAAAACUUAGUCAAAAUGCUUUACACUUUAACUACAGCACCAGGCUCACAUGAACUAAACAAUACACUAGCCUGGCCAAUGCAAAGUACUAGUGCUUACACCUGUACACCAUUUCUUGUAAAGUAAUCUAAAACAUAACUGUGUACCAAAAUGGAUUUUUGAUAAUAGCUGAUCACAUUUUAUAAAAAAUAUGAAAACUAAAAUAGUUUGCCAUGCAUGAUUAGCAUGAUCACUAACGUUUGCUAUUUCAAUUGAUCGAUAGCUUAGCUAGCCUAAAUGUUAACGGCUUGUGCGGAUGCUUGGUUCCGUGUGAACACGCACAAAAUGCUAGCAAUAGCUUAGCUAGCCUAAUCGUUCUCCUUAUGAAAGCUCACCAAAUCCUGGCGUCAAUCUUUCCCUCAAACCCUUCACAGCUCUUUCGGAUAGAUAAGUGAGUGUUAAUAUCCAGUUUUCUCUUUUUAGUUCCGUUUUAUACAACUCCUCACGACGAUUUGAAACUUCGUUUUUCUUCCAUAGAAUGGCGGUAGCUCUUCACUUUGCAUUCUAGCUCCUGCAGAACGAGUGGCACAGUGGUCUAAGGCACUGCAUCGCAGUGCUAGCUGUGCCACUAGAGAUCCUGGUUCGAAUCCAGGCUCUGCAGUAGCCGGCCGCAACCGGGAGACCAAUGGGGCGCGGCGCACAAUUGGCCCAGCGUCGUCCAGGGUAGGGGAGGGAAUGGCCGGCAGGGAGGUAGCUCAGUUGGUAGAGCAUGGCGUUUGCAACGCCAGGGUUGUGGGUUCGAUUCCCACGGGGGGCCAGUAUGAAAAUAAAAAAAGAAUAAUGUAUGCGCUAAGUCGCUCUGGAUAAGAGCGUCUGCUAAAUGACGUAAAAUGUAAAAUGUAAAAAUGUCUAAGGCUGUGCCACUAGAGAUCCUGGUUUGAAUCCAGGCUCUGUCGUAGCCGGCCGUGACCAGGAGACCCAUGGGGUGGCGCACAAUUGGCACAGCGUCGUCCAGGGGAGGGGAGGGAAUGGCCGGCAGGGAUGUAGCUCAGUUGGUAGAGCAUGGCGUUUGCAAUGCCAGGGUUGUGGGUUCGAUUCCCACGGGGGGCCAGUAUGAAAAAAUUAUAAUAAUGUAUGCACUCACUAACUGUAAAUUUGCUCUGGAUAAGAGCGUCUGCUAAAUGACUAAAACGUAAAAAUGUAAAAUGAGAGGGACUAAGAAUAUUGAGUUUUGAUUGGCACAAAAUAAACUGCUCGUCAUGCAGCUUCUGACAACUCAUUUGUAAUAGCUGUCAACUUUUAAACCUAUCACAAUAUGCUCCCGAGUGGUGCAGCGGUCUAAGGCACUGCAUCUCAGCGGUCUAAGGCACUGCAUCUCAGUGCUAGAGGCGUCACUACAGACCCCCUGGUUCGAUUCCAGGCUGUAUCACAACCGGCCGUGAUUGGAAGUCCCAUAGGGCGGCGCACAAUUGGCCCAGCGUCGUCCGGGUUUGGCCGGUGUAGGCCGUCAUUGUAAAUAAGAAUUUGUUCUUAACUGACUUGCCUAGUUAAAUAAUAUAUGAUUGGAAUCUCACUAGUAACGAUAAGUAUUCAACAUUAUUUGACUUGCGUUACACUUCAGUCUCCUCUCUCCUGUGAUGUACUCCUGUUAUUCUAUACCGCUUUCCUCUGCAUCAGGAUUAGUUAACUGUUUACGUAUAAUAAUAAUAUCCUAUAUUUUUACUUUUGGGGCUAAAUGUCAUGUACAUUGUUUAUUUAUUUUUCUCCCCGCUCCCUCCUCGUCUCGUUUUCAAGUUAGUCAUUUCUCUCUCACCUUCUCUUUCAUGUUGCAAGUUUUCAGUUUAUUUUCAAUUUGAGGCCAUUCGAACUCUCGUGAUUUAAAAAACACAAUUGUAAAAAAAGCGAUAGAAAGAAAAGUCUCUGUCUUUCCCCCAGGUGAAGCAGCAGGGCAGCGGUCGUGGGGCCGGAGGCAGCAGUCCAGAGCUGCAGCAGGAGCUGUCCAAGGUGAAGUCGGAGCUGGACAAGAAGGUACUGUUCUACGAGGAGGAGCUGGUGCGUCGCGAGGCCUCCCACACCAGCGAGCUCAAGGGCCUCCGGAAGGAGCUCCACGACUCUGAGGGUCAGCAGCUCUCCCUCCACAAGGAGCUGCUCAUGCUCAAGGACAAGCUGGAGAAAGCCAAGAGAGAGAGGUGGGUUUGGGAUAGGACAGGUUUAGGCUUUGCCGAGAUUGAGAGGUGGGUUAGGCUAGUAUCCACUAUGUGGCUAAAGUAAAAAUGCAGAAGCUACCUAAUAUUAGAAGACUUGAGGUAUGGGGUCAGGUAUGAGUAUCUCUUUAAGAUUAGGGCAAGCUUUUCUUGAGAAAAUUGUCCAAACCUUUACAUUUCUACAUUAAACUGGAAAUCUGCGAUUGCUACAUCCAUUUUUGGACUUUAGAAUUAAUGAUGAAUUCCAAUUUGAUUCUUGAAGAAUAUAACUUAUAAAUGCCUCAUGAGCUUUAGUUCAACUAUCGUUCCCCAUCAGAACCCAAAAUAAAGCUGGUUUUACUCCAUUGGUUAAAACUCAUUUUCAUCUCAUGGAUGGUCAGUCCUCUCAUCCAUGAACCGUCUAUGAAUUAAAGAGUGGCUACCUUUCUCCUGCCCCAUCCUUAAGCUGUUUACCCAAAAAGGUGGCGGGGUGCCCGUGUUAUUGUUUGAACUUGUUUACUUGAGAUCUCAUUCUUUGUGUGUGUGUGUGUGCAGACAAACCGAGAUGGACGAGGCAGUGGGCGCUCUAAAGGACAAGUACGAGCGUGAGCGCAGCAUGCUGACCGAGGACAACCGCAAGCUGACCGCAGAGACUGACAGGGUAAGGACCACACAUGGGUAGAAAGACGGGUGGUGCGAAUGGACUCUUAAUCAAUCUCUCUCUCUCUCUUUCCCCCCCUCCCUAUGACCCUCUGCCCUCUCUCUCUCUCUCUCUCUCUCUCUCUCUCUCUCUCUCUCUCUCUCUCUCUCAGCUGUGUACGUUUGUGGACAAGCUGACCGCUCAGAACCGCCAGCUGGAGGACGAGCUGCAGGACUUGGCCUCUAAGAAGGAGAGCGUGGCUCACUGGGAGGCCCAGAUCGCUGAGAUCAUCCAGUGGUCAGUGCAAAGGCAGCUAGCUAUACAGGGCCGGAGGCCUUGUCCAAUGGGAUAGCUCGUUUUCCUUUCCCGUGGUGUGCCCUAAUGAAUAUGAGCUGUGUAAGGUCUGUAUAGAUGCUUCAGAAACCUUUUCCUAAACUGUUGUGUGUGUGUGACCCCGUAGGGUGAGCGACGAGAAGGACGCCCGCGGCUACCUGCAGGCCCUUGCCUCCAAGAUGACCGAGGAGCUGGAGUCACUCCGCAGCUCCAGCCUGGGCCCCCGACCCCUGGUAAGAUACAUACACACACACACACUUAAACGUAUACUAAUCCCACAAACACACGCAAACCCAUCCCCUCCGAGGUGUGUAUGUGUUAGUAUCAAGGGAUUCCAACUGUCAAAUUAGGCCCCCAGGUCUGAGCGCAGGGGAAUUUCAGUACUUCAAAUCAAAUCAGAUGUUAUUUGUCACAUACACGUGUUUAGCAGACGUUAAUAGCGGGUGUAGCGAAAUGCUUGUGCUUCUAGCUCCGACAGUGCAGCAAUAUCUAACAAGUAAUAUCUAACAAUUUCACAACAUAUACCUAAUACACACAAAACUAGUAAGGAAUGGAAUUUAAGAAAAUUUACAUAAAUGGACAAGCAAUGACAGAGCAGCAUGGACUAAGAUAUAGUAGAAUAUUAUAGAAUAGAAUGCAGUAUAUACAUAUGAGAUGAGUAGCGCAAGAUAUGUAAACAUUAUUAAAGUGACUAGUGUUCCAUUUCUUAAAGUGGCCAGUGAUUUCAAUAGGCAGCAGCAGCCUCUAAUGUGCUAGUGAUGGCUAUUUAACAGUCUGAUGGCCUUGAGAUAGAAGCUAUUUUUCAUUCUCUCGGUCCCAGCUUUGAUGCACCUGUACUGACCUCGCCUUCUGGAUGAUAGCGGGGUGAACAGGCAGUGGCUUGGGUGGUUGAAGUCCUUGAUGAUAUUUUUGGAUUUUUUGGCCUUCCUGUGACAUCGGGUGCUGUAUGUGUCUUGGAGGGUGGGUAGUUUGCCCCCGAUAAUGCGUUCGGCAGACCGCACCACCCUCUGGAGAGCCCUGCAGUUGCAGGCGGUGCAGUUGCCGUACCAGGUGGUGAUACAGCCCGACAGGAUGCUCUCAAUUGUGCAUCUGUGAAAGUUUGUGAGGAUUUUAGGUGCCAAGCCAAAUUUCUUCAGCCUCCUGAGGUCAGACGGUGCUUCCCUUGUUGUGGUGAUUCUAAUAUUCCCCUUCUUAACACAUUGCUUUUAUCCCGGCUUACAUUGCACACACUCCGCUGACACAGUGCAGCUGGAUGUAUAUUGAAGCGAUCCAGGUCGAGUGCCUGACUUGAGGGGACAGCAGCUGUACAUAGGCUAUGCCCCACAAGCUGUGUAGAGGCAGCACCCAGUCUACUCAUUUCAUUAGUGCUGUGGUGCAGUAUCAUAGAAUUAUAUAAUAACUAGACCAAGUUAUGAAAAUGGAGUCCCAUUCAUGGACUUUGCUCAAAAGCGAAUCAGCCAAACAGGUCUGCUACACUGGACAUCGGCCGAGCGCCCAAGAACACUUGAUGAAGUGGAUUGCGCUUUGCCCACGCCGGCAAAAAGUUACGCUUCCGGUGUAGCAGCUAAGAACUGUAAAUCUCCCUCGACCUGGGGCUCCAUGCAAGAUCUCACCUCGUGGAGUUGCAAUGAUCGUGAGAACGGUGAGGAAUCAGCCCAGAACUACACGGGAGGAUCUUGUCAAUGAUCUCAAGGCAGCUGGGACCAUAGUCACCAAGAAAACAAUUGGUAACACACUACGCCGUGAAGGACUGAAAUCCUGUCAGCGCCCGCAAGGUCCCCCUGCUCAAGAAAGCACAUAUACAGGGGCCGUCUGAAGUUUGCCAGUGAACAUCUGAAUGAUUCAGAGGAGAACUGGGUGAAAGUGUUGUGGUCAGAUGAGACCAAAAUGGAGCUCUUUGGCAUCAAUUCAACUCGCCGUGUUUGGAGGAGGAAUGCUGCCUAUGACCCCAAGAACACCAUCCCCACCGUCAAACAUGGAGGUGGAAACAUUAUGCUUUGGGGGGGUUUUCUGCUAAGGGGACAGGACAACUUCACCGCAUCAAAGGGACGAUGGACAGGGGCCAUGUACUGUAAAAUCUUGGGUGAGAACCUCCUUCCCUCAGCCAGGGCAUUGAAAAUGGGUCGUGGAUGGGUAUUCCAGCAUGACAAUGACCCAAAACACAUGGCCAAGGCAACAAAGGAGUGGCUCAAGAAGCAGCACAUUAAGGUCCUGGAGUGGCCUAGCCAGUCUCCAGACCUUAAUCCCAUAGAAAAUCUGUGGAGGGAGCUGAAGGUUCGAGUUGCCAAACAUCAGCCUCGAAACCUUAAUGACUUGGAGAAGAUGUGGGACAAAAUCCCUCCUGAGAUGUGUGCAAACCUGGUGGGCAACUACAAGAAACGUCUGACCUCUGUGAUUGCCAACAAGGGUUUUGCCACCAAGUACUAAGUCAUGUUUUGCAGAGGGGUCAAAUACUUAUUUCCCUCAUUAAAAUGCAAAUCAAUUUAUAACAUUUUUGACAUGCAUUUUUUUCUGGAUUUUGUUGUUGUUAUUCUGUCUCUCACUGUUCAAAUAAACCUACCAUUAAAAUUAUAGACUGAUCAUGUCUUUGUCAGUGGGCAAACGUACAAAAUCAGCAGGGGAUCAAAUACUUUUUUCCCUCACUGUAACUCUAUAGUUCCUUCUGUGUGUGUAGGGAGUCCAUCUUCCGCUUAUUUUCAGCCCUAACCUGGUUACGGGGAGAGGAAUAUUACAUCAAAUAUGACCUUGAGUGCAGUUCCCUCCGCUCCCUUAGCUAGCUAGCUGGCACACCUGUCAUCUCCCCUCCAUCCAUUCUCAUUAGGCAGGGCUAUUUAGCUAGCGUUAGCAGUAGCGUUGGCACACCUGUCAUCUCCCCUCCAUCCAUUCCCAUUAGACAGGGCUAUUUACGGCAGACUUAGCAAUAGUAGCGUUAGCUUAAUGAUAUUAGCUCCUGGUGUCUGUCUGGGUACUUUUGGAAGCAUAAUGCUCAACAGGCAGAGAAAGGCUAUGCCCGCUGUUGUUGCUGAGAGUGGGGUAACAUUGUAUUUGUCUCAAAUAGUACCCUAUUCUAUACAUAGUUCAGUACGUUUGACCAAUGGCUUUGUCCCAAAUGGUACCCUAUUCUAUACAUAGUUCAGUACGUUUGACCAAUGGCUUUGUCCCAAAUAGUACCCUAUUCCAUACAUAGUACUAGAUGGCUCAAGCAAGCAACAAAAGGGGGUAAGUAGCAGGGAAAGCAUUGAACUCCCCAAUGAUGGAGAAAUUGUAGAAAAAUAUUUUGGUUGCCAAUCAUUUGCUUCCUUCGCAAAGCUGUUUUGGUGUACUCUGGUGAAGUGUGUGUUUAGUGCCAUGAGUUGAGUGCUCUUCUGUUUUAACCUGCCGCCCCCAGCAAGGCUCAGGAGUGGCCACUCCUCCCCUGAAGCCCUUUCCCUCGGCUGUGGGGGACAAGAGGGUGAGUGCGUCCGUCAAUCAAAGCCAGCCUGCGGAUGUGACGCUCCGCCAUAGGCGGGGCAGAGGACUGCUGUCAUGCCGAUAGAGUCGUCAGUCUGUCACUCAUAUGGCCCAGUUUAUACCGAUUUGGUGAUUUUGAUUUUCUUGAGAAAAAAUGACCUGGAAUAGCCAGCGUGAUCUGAAUUCUAACAUGAUAUUUUAGGCCCGUUUGAAAGUGGGUUUGACGUCCCCAGAUAGUGACUAUUUAAAUAUACUGGCACUGCUUUGAAGCAUUCAGAGACCUAGAAAGCAAAAUUGGAUUCGGAGUGAAAAUUAUCUGAGGAGUUUGAGGGGGCCACAUGUGUUUCAGACCAGACUGAUACUAUAAGAUGCUUCCCAUUUGCUUACAAGAACCAAGAACCUAGUAAUACAUUUCAGGGGAGGGGGUAAGUAGAAGUUGCCCCUAACUACUGAUAGAUAUUCAGAUAUUCUUCCAUCACCCUAAUGGUUAAGUUUAGGAUUGGGGCUAGGGAGCUCCUUAAGAGUACAAAGAGCUCCACAUUUGUGCUGUACAAGAGCACUAUGGAUCCCCUCUCUCGUUUCUCUCUCACUCUCUCUUCCCUCGCUCUCUCUUCCCUCACUCUCUUCCCUCGCUCUCUCUUCCCUCACUCUCUUCCCUCGCUCUCUCUUCCCUCGCUCUCUCUUCCCUCACUCUCUUUCCUCGCUCUCUCUUCCCUCGCUCUCUCUUCCCUCGCUCUCUCUUCCCUCGCUCUCUCUUCCCUCGCUCUCUCUUUCCUCGCUCUCUCUUUCCUCGCUCUCUCUUUCCUCGCUCUCUCUUUCCUCGCUCUCGCAUUUCUCUCGCUUGCUUGCUUGCUCUUUCUCACUCUCUCUUUUCUCUCACUCACUCUUCUCUCACACUCUCUCUCCUGUAACAUACGAGACUGGCUGGAUAUUUCAGUCAGGGGGAGUAGGUAUUAGGUAUGGGGGGGGGCGUAGUGAGUGGGGCUGGGUUAGAGGAUAUGAUGCCUCAUUUCCUGUCCCGUUGGGCCGUGAUGUCACGCGAUCCGCCAGCAUCCGCGGAAUGUCAUCCCAGCUUCCUGUAAAGUCGAUUUGUCAUUGGCUCCCUCAUUCGCUCGAUAAAAUACAUCCAUCGCGUGUGUGGAGUUGGAUGAAAUCUCAAAUAUUUUUUGCACCUGCUGAAUUGUAUUUGAGUCGGGACGAUAUGGUUGUGUUUGAGGUUUAGCUGACAUGAUUGGACAGCCAUUUCCUUGAGGGCAUGUUCAGUUAGCUUUUUUACAGAAGCAGAUUCAACACACACUGGAACUAACCAUAUCGGCCAGUUGCCACUCACCUCUUAACAGGAAUCAGUUAACCCAUUUGUGGCCCAUCGAGGAAUCCAAACCCCAUUCCUGGUGUUGCCAGCACAGUUUACACCCCAUGUUCAGAGCGACUUAAAUCGACCACACCCAAUAAUUGGCCACUGGUUAAUGUUAUCACGUCAAUCCCUGCCCCCCCACCCUGAAUACAAUACAAUAAUCCCGCUCUCGUCCCCAGGACCCCCUGUGGAAGGUGCGUCGCAGCCAGAAGCUGGACAUGUCGGCCCGUUUGGAGCUGCAGUCGGCCCUGGACGCCGAGAUACGGGCCAAGCAGCUGGUCCAGGAGGAGCUCCGCAAGGUCAAGGCCUCCAACAUCUCCUUUGAAAGGUCAGCCCCUGCAACCCCAACCGUGACCCCCCCUCGGGUCAGAACAUUUCACCAUUCUUUAAAAUCAUGUAUUUGUAUUAGUUUUUAUUUACUUUUUUUUUUUUUACAUUGUACAAUAUUUUUUUUACGUUGUACACUUCGUUUAGACAGUUGGAAACAGAGGGGAAGACGGGUAAGUGGGAGUACAGUAGGGACGGUGGAUACCGGUAUUUGAACCACAGCGCAGUAUGUGUAUAUACAGUGGAUAUAAAAAGUCUACACACCCCUGUUAAAAUGCCAGGUUUUUGUGAUGUAAAAGAAUGAGACAAAGAUAAAUCAUGUCACAACUUUUUCCACUGUUAAUGUGACCUAUAAUGUGAACAAUUCAAUUGAAAAACAAACUGAAAUCUUCGAGGGGGAAAAAUGAAAAAUGAAAACCUUCCAAUAACCUGGUUGCAUCAGUGUGCACACCCUCUUAUAACUGGGGAUGUGGCUGUGUUCAGAAUUAACCAAUCACAUUCAAACUCAUGUUAAAUAGAAGUCGUUACACACCUGCCAUCAUUUAAAGUGACUCUGAUUAAUCACAAAUAAAGUUCAGCUGUUCUAGUAGGAUUUGCCUGCCAUUUUCUUAGUUGCAUCUCAGAGCAAAAGCCAUGUUCCGCAGAGAGCUUCCAAAGCAUCAGAGGGAUCUCGUUGUUGAAAGAUAUCAGUCAGGAGAAGGGUACAAAAUAAUUUCCAAAGCAUUACAUAUACCAUGGAGCACAGUGAAGACAGUCAUCAUCAAGUGGAGAAAAUAUGGCACAACAGAGACAUUACCAAGAACUGGACGUCCCUCCAAAAUUUAUAAAAAGCUGAGAAGAAAACUGUUCAGGGAGGCUUCCAAGAGGCCUACAGCAACAUUAAAGGAACUGCAGGAAUUUCUGGCAAGUACUGGCUGUGUGCUACAUGUGACAACAAUCUCCCGUAUUCUUCAUAUGAAUGGGCUAUGGGGUAGGGUGGCAAGACGGAAGCCUUUUCUUACAAAUAAAAACAUCCAAGCCCGGCUGAAGUUUGCAAAAACAAACAUCAAGUCCCCCAAAAGCACGUGGGAAAAUGUGUUAUGGUCUGAUGAAACCAAGGUUGAACUUUUUGGCCAUAAUUCCAAAAGGUAUGUUUGGCGCAAAAACAACACUGCACUUCACCCACAGUAAAGCAUGGUGGUGGCAGCAUCAUGCUUUGGGGCUGUUUUUCUUCAGCUGGAACCGGAGCCUUAGUCAGGGUGGAGGGAAUUAUGAACAGUUCCAAAUACCAGGCAAUUUUGGCACAAAACCUUCAGGCGUCCGUUAGAAAGAUGAAGAUGAAGAGGAAGUUCACCUUUCAGCACGGCAACGACCCAAAGCACACAUCCAAAUCCACAAAAGCAUGGCUUCACCAGAAGAAGAUUAACGUUUUGGAAUGGCCCGGCCAGAGCCCAGACCUGAAUCCAAUUGAAUAUCUCUGGGGUGAUCUGAAGAGGGCUGUGCACAGGAGAUGUCCUCGCAAUCUGACAGAUUUGGAGCGCUUUUGCAAAGAAGAGUGGGCAAAUAUUGCCACGUCAAGAUGUGCCAUGCUAAUAGACUCCUACCCAAAAAGACUGAGUGCUGUAAUAAAAUCAAAAGGUGCUUCAACAAAGUAUUAGUUUAAGGUUAUUGUGAGGUUUUUUUUUUUUUUUUUUUUUUUUUUUUUUUUUUUUUCUCAAAGAUUUCAGUUUGUUUUUCAAUUGAAUUGUUCACGUUAUAGGUCACAUUAAAGGUGGAAAAAGUUCAGACAUGAUUUCUCUUUAUCUCAUUCUUUUACAUCACAAAACCUGGCAUUUUAACAGGGGAGACUUUUUAUAUCCACUGUGUAUAUAUAAUAUACAGUGCCUUUAGAAAGUAUUCACACCCCUCAACUUUUUCCACAUUUUGUUGUGUUAGUCUGAUUUUAAAUGGAUUAAAUUGCAAUUAUUUUGUCACUGGCCUACACACAAUACCUCAAUUUCAAAGUGGAAUGAUGUUUUUUUUGAAAUUCUUACAAAUCAAUUAAAAAUGAAAAUCUGAAAUGUCUUGAGUCAAUAAGUAUUCAACCCCUUUGUUAUGGCAAGCCUAAAUAAGUUCAGGAGUAAAAAUGUGCUUAACAAAUCACAGAAUAAGUUGCAUGGACUCACUCUGUGUGCAAUAAUAGUGUUUAACAUGGUUGUUGAAUGACUCCCUCAUCUCUGUACCUCCCUCAGUCGAGCAGUGAAUUUCAAACAAUGAUUCAACCACAAAGACCAGGGAGGUUUUCCAAUGCCUCGAAAAGAAGGGCACCUAUUGGUAGAUGGGGGAAAAAAAAGAUAUUGAAUAUCCCUUUGAGCAUGGUGAAGUUAUUCAUUACACUUUGGAUGGUGUAUCAAUACACCCAGUCACUACAAAGAUACAGACAUCCUUCUUAACUCCGUUGCCGGAGAGCAAGGAAACCGCUCCGGCAAACAAUUGCAGAGUUUAAUGGCUAUGAUAGGAGAAAACUGAGGAUGGAUCAACACCGUUGUAGUUACUCGACAAUACUAACCUAAUUGACAGAGUGAAAAGGAACACUGUACAGAAUAAAAAUAUUCCAAAACAUGUGUCCUCUUUGCAACAAGUCACUAAAGUAAUACUGCAAAAAAAUGUGGCAAAGCAAUUCACCUUUUGUCCUAAAUACAAAGUGUUACGUUUGGGGCAAAUACAACCAAAUACAAUCACUCUCCAUAUUUUCAAACACGGUGGCUGCAUCAUGUUAUGGGUAUGCUUGUAAUCGUUUGAGUACCACUCUCCAUAUUUUCAAGCAUGGUGGCUACAUCAUGUUAUGUAAUCGUUAAGGACUGGGGAGUUUUUCAGGAUAAAAAAAUCAACAUAAAGGCAUUAAACACAGGACAAUUCUUAGAGGAAAACCUGGUUGUCGGCUUUCCACCAGACACUGGGAAAUUAAUUAUCCUUUCAACAGGACAAUAACCUGAAACACAAGGCCAAAUCAACACUGGAGUUGCUUACCAAGAAGACAGUGAAUGUUCCUGAGUGGCCCGAGUUACAGUUUUGCCUUAAGUCUAGUUGAAAAUCUAUGGCAUGACAUGAAAAUGGUUGUCUAGCAAUGAUCAACAACCAAUUUGACAGAGCUUGAAGAAUUUUGAAAAUAAUAAUGGGCAAAUGUUGCACAAUCCAGGUGUGGAAACCUCUUAGAGACUCACAGGUGUGUGAAUACUUAUGUAAAUGAGGUAUUUCUGUAUUUCAUUUUCAAUCAAUUAGGAAACAUUUCUAAAAACAUGUUUUCACUAUGUUAUUAUGGGGUGUUGUGUGUAGAUGGGUGAGAAAAGCAAUUUUUAAUCCAUUUUUAAUUCAGACUGUAACACAACAGAAUGUGGAAUAUGUCAAGGGGUAUGAAUACCUUCUGAAGGCACGGUAUAUACACACAGUAUACCAAACAUUAGGAACACCGUUUCGCUAUACAACUAUACACACAGAAUCAACAUACCUUAAACUGAACCCUGUCCCUAACCCCACAUACCUAGACCCUAACCCCACAUUUUAUAUAUAUAUAUAUAUAUAUUUUUUAUGUAACCUUUAUUUAACAAGGCAAGUCAGUUAAGAACAAAUUCUUAUUUACAAUGACGGCCCACAUACCUAGACCCUGAUCCCACAUACCUAGACCCUGAUCCCACAUACCUAGACCCUGACCCCAAACCCCACAUACCUAGACCCUGACCCCACAUACCUAGACCCUGACCCCACAUACCUAGACCCUGACCCCACAUACCUAGACCCUGACCCCACAUACCUAGACCCUGAUCCCACAUACCUAGACCCUGACCCCACAUACCUAGACCCUGACCCCACAUACCUAGACCCUGACCCCACAUACCUAGACCCUGACCCCAACCCCCACAUACCUAGACCCUGACCCUAACCCCCACAUACCUACACCCUGACCCUAACCCCACAAACCUACACCCAGACCCCACAUACCUACACCUUGACCCUAACCCCACAUUACCUAUACACAAGUAUUCACAUUCACCACCCCACACGGUUGGUCCCUAGCAUUUGACCCAAGUGAUGUGGAGACACAUCUAUCUUCUCAAGGGUCAAACGUGAAAGAGCUUGUGCAGGUUAGCUAGCUAGCUACACGCUGAUUUAUGCAAAGGUUACGUUUUAUUUUGAUUUUAAGUGAGCAUGACUGAUAUGACAGAUGGCUUCCAAAUGGGAAAGAAGGAGGAGGAUGACUCAUAACCUACUUUUUUUUCUCUGUCCCCUUGACACACACUCCUCUGUCCCCUUGACACACACUCCUCUGUCCCCUUGACACACACUCCUCUGUCCCCUUGACACACACUCCUCUGUCCCCUUGACACACACUCCUCUGUCCCCUUGACACACACUCCUCUGUCCCCUUGACACACACACCCUCUCUCACACAGCAAACUGAAGGAUUCAGAGUCCAGGAGCAGGGAGAUGGCGGAGCAGCUGGAGAUCAUGAAGAAGGACUUGGAGGAGAGCCGCUCCCGCUCGGACAAAGGUUGGCCGACCAUGCCUUAACCCUGGUUUUAUCCUAAACCAGGGAUCCUCAACUGGCGGCCCGCGAGCCAAACUUGGCCCGCGGCAUGAUUUUAUUUGAACCCCCUCCCCCAAGUUUUCUGAACAAAAAAUAUAUAUACACUAUUGGUCAAAAGUUUUAGAACACCUACUCAUUCAAGGGUUUUUCUUUAUUUGUACUCUUUUCUACAUUGUAGAAUAAUAGUGAAGACAUCAAAACUAUGAAAUAACACAUCAUGUAGUAACCAAAAAAAGUGUUAAACAAAUCAAAAUACAUUUUAUAUUUGAGAUUCUUCAAAUAGCUACCCUUUGCCUUGAUGACAGCUUUGAACACUCAUGGCAUUCUCUCAACCAGCUUCAUGAGGUAGUCACCUGUAAUGCAUUUCAAUUAACAGGUGUGCCUUUUUAAAAGUUAAUUUGUGGAAUUUCUUUCCUCCUUAAUGCGUUUGAGCCAAUCAAUUGUGUUGUGACAAGGUAGGGGUGGUAUACAGAAGACAGCCCUAUUUGGUAAAAGACCAAUUCCAUAUUAUGGAAAGAACAGCUCAAAUAAUCAAAGAGAAACGACAGUCCAUCAUUACUUUAAGACAUGAAGGUCAGUCAAUCUGGAAAAUUUCAAGAACUUUAAAAGUUUCUUCAAGUGCAGUCGCAAAAACCAACAAGCGCUAUGAUGACACUGGCUCUCAUUUGGACUGCCACAGGAAUGGAAGACCCAGAGUUACCUCAGCUGCAGAGGAUAAGUUCAUUAGAGUUACCAGCCUCAGAAAUUGCAGCCCAAAUAAAUGCUUCACAGAGUUCAAGUAACAGACACAUCUCAACAUCAACUGUUCAGAGGGGACUGUGUGAAUCAGGCCUUUAUGGUCGAAUUGCUGCAAAGAAACCACAACUAAAGGACCAAUAAGAAGAAGAGACCUGCUUGGGCCAAGAAACACGAGCAAUGGACAUUAGACCGGUGGAAAUGUGUCCUUUGGUCUGUAAUCCAAAUUGGGCAUUUUUGGUUCCAACCGCGGUGUCUUUGUGAGACGCGGGUGGGUGAACGGAUGAUCUCUGCAUGUGUAUUUCCCACCGUAAAGCAUGGAGGAGGAGGUGUUAUGGUGUGGGGGUGCUUUGCUGGUGACACUGUCUGUGAUUUAUUUAGAAUUCAAGGCACACUUAACCAGCAUGGCUACCACAGCAUUCUGCAGUGAUACGCCAUCCCAUCUGGUUUGGGCUUAGUGGGACUAUAAUUUGUUUUUCAACAGGACAAUGACCCAGCACACCUCCAGGCUGUGUAAGGGCUAUUUUACCAAGAAGGAGAGUGAUGGAGUGCUGCAUCAGAUGACCUGGCCUCCACAAUCCCCCGACCUCAACCCAACUGAGAUGGUUUGGGAUGUGUCGGACCGCAGAGUGAAGGAAAAGCAGCCAAUAAGUGCUCAGCAUAUGUGGGAACUCGUUCAAGACUGUUGUAAAAGCAUUCCAGGUGAAGCUGGUUGAGAGAAUGCCAAGAGUGUGCAAAGCUAUCAUCAAGGCAAAGGGUGGCAUUUGAAGAAUCUCAAAUAUAAAAUAUAUUUUGAUUUGUUUAACACUUUUUGCUUACAUGAUUACAUAUGUGUUAUGUCAUAGUUUUGAUGUCUUCACUAUUAUUCUACAAUUUAAAAAAAUAGUAAAAAUAAAAAACAACCCUUGAAUGAGUAGCUGUGUCCAAACGUUUGACUGGUAGUGUGUAUAUAAAAUCAUUUUUAUUCCACAUAAAAGACUGUAAAAUCACCAGCUAAUCAGCUCGAAGUAAUUUUAAAAGUAUUCCCACGCAUAAUAGAGAGAUAUAUGUAAACAAAUGUAAGCCAGGUUUGAAAUUAUUAUGUUUUAGUCAGAUAUACAGUUGAAGUCAGAAGUUUACAUACACGUUGGAGCCAUUAAAACUCGUUUUUCAACCACUCCGCAAAUUUCUUGUUAACAAACUAUAGCUCUGGCAAGUCGGUUAGGACAUCUACUUUGUGCAUGACACAAAUAAUUUUUCCAACAAUUGUUUACAGACAGAUUAUUUCACUUAUAAUUCACUGUAUCACAAUUCCAGCGGUCAGAAGUUUACAUACACUAAGUUGACUUGUGCCUUUAAACAGCUUGGAAAAUUCCAGAAAAUGAUGUCAUGGCUUUAGAAGCUUCUGAUAGGCUAAUUGACAUCAUUUGAGUCAAUUGGAGGUGUACCUGUGGAUGUAUUUCAAGGCCUACCUUCAAACUCAGUGCCUCUUUGCUUGACAUCAUGGGAAAAUCAAAAUAAAUCAGCCAAGACCUCAGGAAAAUAAUUCUGGUUCAUCCUUGGGAGCAAUUUCCAAACGCCUGAAGGUACCACGUUAAUCUGUACAAACAAUAGUACUUAAGUAUAAACACCAUGGGACCACGCAGCCGUCAUACCGCUCAGGAAGGAGACGCGUUCUGUCUCCUAGAGAUUAACGUACUUUGGUGCGAAAAGUGCAAAUCAAUCCCAGAACAAAAGCAAAGGACCUUGUGAAGAUGCUGGAGGAAACAGGUACAAAAGUAUCUAUAUCCACAGUAAAACGAGUCCUAUAUCGACAUAACCUGAAAGGCCGCUCAGCAAGGAAGAAGCCACUGCUCCAAAACCGCCAUAAAAAAGCCAGACUACAGUUUGCAACUGCACAUGGGGACAAAGAUCAUACUUUUUGGAGAAAUGUCCUCUGGUCUGAUGAAACAAAAAUAGAACUGUUUGGCCAUAAUGACAAUCAUUAUGUUUGGAGGAAAAAGGGGGAAGCUUGCAAGCCGAAGAACACCAACCCAACCGUGAAGCAUGGGGGUGGCAGCAUCAUGCUGUGGGGGUGCUUUGGUGCAGGAGGGACUGGUGCACUUCACAAAAUAGAUGGCAUCAUGAGGAAGGAAAAUGAUGUGGAUAUAUUGAAGCAACAUCUCAAGACAUCAGUUAGGAAGUUAAAGCUUGGUCGCAAAUUGGUCUUCCAAAUGGACAAUGACCCCAAGCAUACUUCCAAAGUUUUGGCAAAAUGGCUUAAGGACAACAAAGUCAAUGUAUUGGAGUGGCCAUCACUCUUCAAUCCUAUAGAAAAUGUGUGGGCAGAACUGAAAAAGCGUGUGCGAGCAAGGAGGCCUACAAACCUGACUCAGUUACAGCUCUGUCAGGAGGAAUGGGCCAAAAUUCACCCAGCUUAUUGUGGGAAGCUUGUGGAAGGCUACCCGAAACGUUUGACCCAAGUUAAACAAUUUAAAGGCAGUGCUACCAAAUACUAAUUGAGUGUAUGCAAACUUCUGACACACUGGGAAUGUGAUGAAAGAAAUAAAAGCUUAAAUAAAUAAUUCUCUCUACAAUUGUUCUGAGUGGCGCAGUGGUCUAAGGCACUGCAUCGCAGUGCUAACUGUGCCACUAGAGAUCCUGGUUCAAAUCCAGGCUCUGUCGCAGCCGGCCGCGACCGGGAGACUCAUGGGCGGCGCACAAUUGGCCCAGCGUCGCCCAGGGUAGGGGAGGGAAUGGCCGGCAGGGAUGUAGCUCAGUUGAUAGAGAAUGGCGUUUGCAACGCCAGGGUUGUGGGUUCGAUUCCCACGGGGGGCCAGUAUAAAAAAAUAAAUAAUGUAUUCACUAACUGUAAGUCGCUCUGGAUAAGAGCGUCUGCUAAAUGACUAAAAUGUAAAUGUAAAUGUAAAGUGGUGAUCCUAACUGACCUCAUACAGGGAAUGUUUUACUAGGAUUAAAUGUCAGGAAUUGAGAAAAACUGAGUUUAAAUGUAUUUGGCUAAGGUGUAUGUAAACUUCUGACUUCAACUGUAUCUGUUUGGACUUCUUGUGGUCAGUUUGCGGUCUACAAAUUAGUUGUAAUUAUAUUCUGGCCCCCUGACCAUUUGCUCAAGAAAAAAAUAUGCCCACGGCUGAAUGUGGUUGAUGAUCCCUGCCCUCAACUGUCCCUGGCAAAUGUCAACGUACAGAAAUAGGUUGUUAGUUUCUCUACCUAAUACAAAUGUUGUAUAGUUGGUGUUGGUUGUACGGAUACGAAACGUUUGUUUGGUUUUAUUUGAUCAUUGGAGAUACACAUUCAUCCAUAACUACUAAUGAUUACCUCUCACAUAGAAACAGAACAUUUAACUUCAUUCUCUAGUAUUGUCAGUUACAUGUUUCCCUUCAACUGUACUAAUAUGAACAGUAUUCCUCUUUUAGAAUAGUAUAAAUGGCUGUCCUUGUCUUCUAAACACAGGUCUGAAACUGCCCGAUUUCCAGGACUCCAUUUUCGAGUACUUCAACACCUCUCCCCUGGCCCACGACCUGACGUUCAGAGUGAGUGUCUCUCUGCACGUCUUUCUGUCCCCCCGUCACAUGUCCGUAACAAACCUUAACAGCCACUGUCUCGCCAUCUCUGUGUGUAUCGGUGGUGACAGGCAGGUGGGAGUUGAUACAUAUAUUUCAGAGGGUGGGGGACUUGGCAUGGCUGGUUUCCCACUGGGCACCCUACUAGACAGGAAGUCAGAAUGCACACGGCAUUGCAGACAGCUCCCAUGCGGUUAAAUUAAUACAGACUCUUACACACAGACAUAAACAGACGCGCAGACAGACAGACAGACUGGCUGGCUGGCUGGCUGGCUGGCUGGCUGGCUGGCUGGCUGGCUGGCUGGCGCUGUUGUCACACUCGCAUAGUCACACAAUUAUAAACAAGACAUGCACACAUUUAUACACACACACGCACUGAAAUCCUUAAAAAGAGAGACCCUGAUUUGAGGUACACACAGGCAUCCAACACAGUUCAAAAUGCAAAAGUGCCAAGCUCCGGAGUUCAUAUCACCAUGCCCUCUGAUGUACUCAAAUCACCUCAUCACCCCAAAGAACUUCAAAGGUGUGGAGGGGGGAAGCAAGCAGUAUCAUACUUCCUGACCCUCCACCCCACAGAAUAAAUCGGGGUUAUUUUACCAAUCAGCACACGGUAACCUGAUGCAGCCACCACGGUUUGGACAGGAUCUGCUGCUAAUGGGCCAAAGUUAUGAGAAGGGCUCAAGGCCACAAAGGAACUACAACCGGAGUGAGUAGAGGGACAAGAAAGCUUGCCGUGACCUGAACUUAAUGAGAGAGAGAAGAUAGUUUGGUCUAUCAGCUGCUAACUGCUUCUCACUUUUAACACCACGAGUGCACGUGGCUUUGUGGUCGAAAGAACUUGCUGCUCAACGCCACCGUGAACCUGGGGGUUUUUCACCACCCAGCUGCCUCAAGGUUGUAAAAAUAGGGAUUAGUCAGCGUUGAAGCCGCUAGGUCAGCGUAAAGGCCCCAGAAGACCUGAUUCAGUGUUGGUUUAGAGGAAACUGCUUGUGUUGAAGGGGCCAUUUUUGGCUUAGUUCCCUCAAUUUUCUCAGGGCCAUAAAUUGACACAGGAUAAACCAUUGGAAGCGGUGGUCAAAGCAUGUGCUCGCAGUAAACCCUGUUGAAUGACCUUGUCAACUCUGGCCCCCCUUGUGUUCUUGUUCUGCAAAAGAACACCCAUAAACCCCCGAAAAACCUGUGCUUUUAUUUAUUUUUGUCCCUCUCGUGUGUCACCCUUCCAAAAAAGGAAUCGGUCUCGUCCUCGUCCGCGUCCUCUCUGCUAGCAUUUUGGGAUGAAGUAAGUUGUCUCCUCAGAGCUCCUUCCCCCAUUUUCUCAGUUAACCUCUAACACAGGGGGGUUGUGCUGCCAGCAUACAAAAAGGUUGGGAGAAAAUAUAGAGGUUUCUCCAGGUAUGUUGCCCUGUUUUUAGCAAUUAGCCGUUAUCCAUUGGCAUGCUAAUAUGGGCUAAUACUUAAGCUUCUUGUCUCUUAUGGUACUGUGCAUGAUACUCUUGUAGUUUAAACUUUUCCUAGUAUUUCUAUUGUUACUAUUGUGAACAGGCUAGCUCCUACACGUUCAGUGGAAUAAAAUUACUAUGAUUAGCACAGUUUGUAGCUAAUGCUAAUUUAGCUAGAAGAAUUAAAGUUAUGCUAAAGUAGGCCUUUUCAUAGCUGGUGGCACUCUCCUCCUGUAGGUAACCUUCCCCUAAGCCCCUGCAUAGCUUAUGUUGGGCGCUAAAAGGUUCGCGAGCAGCUCCUCUAGAAUGUGCUUCCGCAUUAGCAUCCCCAACGUUAGCAUUAACCAGCCCUCUAACUGCUAAUACUGCUAACGUCAGAAUUCCUCAGUGGUAUAACCAGUCACCUCACAAAACCCUGUUAAGCAUUAGCAUAUUUGUUAGCUGCCUCCAUAACUAACGAAGAACCAAAGCUAAUUAACCCUAAGACGACACAAUGAGAAUAUUGAUGAGCAAGACCUUUUUCAGUGUGUGUGUGUGUCUUUAGCCAGUGAUUGAGUGGGAGGAUAUAGAACCUUCCCGUAAUUUUAGUUGAAUUAAAAGAUGAUUAGCGUGGAUCCCAAAUUACCUCCAUGAUUUCUCCUUAUUUUGUCAAUCUUUUAUUUUAAUUGUAUAUAUAUAUAUUUUUUUUUUACCUUAUCUGUGACAUUGUUAGGCUAUAAGUGUUCGAUGUAGGCUACAUAACAUUUGAGUUGAUGUAAAGAAUCACAUUUAAAAUAACAAUAUUAUGUUUAUGGUAAGUAUUGUUUAUAAUUUCAAUGUGUCAUCUGUUAACUCAUUGUUAGACUCUUAAGUGGACCGUACACUGAAAGUUUCUUACAACACAGUCUAGUAGACCAUGAAAAUACUGUAUGAUGAAAUGAAUUGUGUGUAACACAGUAUACUGUUCCUAUUAGGUUUGUGACAUGUUAAAAGUGUCCUGUAUUUUUGUUUUAUUCACAAAACCACUUCAGCUCGAUACCUUUCCCGAGUAUGCCUUCAUGAUGGUGAAAUACUAUACUAAGUCGGAAGUUUACAUACACUUAAACUCGUUUUUCAACCACUCCAAAAAUGUAUUGUUAACAAACUAUAGUUUUGGCAAGUUGCUUAGGACAUCUACUUUGUGCAUGACAAAAUACAUUUAUCCAACAAUUGUUUACAGACAGAUUAUUUCACUUAUAAUUAACUGUAUCACAAUUCCGGUGGGUCAGAAGUUUACAUAAACUAAGUUGACUGUGCCUUUAAACAGCUUGGAAAAUUCCAGAAAAUGAUGUCAUGGCUUUAGAAGCUUCUGAUAGGCUAAUUGACAUCAUUUGAGUCAAUUGGAGGUGUACCUGUGGAUGUAUUUCAAGGCCUACCUUCAAACUCAGUGCCUCUUUGCUUGACAUCAUGGGAAAACCAAAAGAAAUCAGCCAAGGCCUCAGGAAAAAAAUUGUAGACCUCCACAAGUCUGGUUCAUCCUUGGGAGCAAUUUCCAAACGCCUGAAGGUACCACGUUCAACUGUACAAACAAUAGUAUGCAAGUAUAAACACCAUGACGCAGCCGUCAUACCGCUCAGGAAGGAGACGCGUUCUGUCUCCUUGAGAUGAACGUACUUUGGUGCGAAAAGUGCAAAUAAAUCCCAGAACAACAGCAAAGGACCUUGUGAAGACGCUGGUGGAAACGGGUACAAAAGUAUCUAUCUCCACAGUAAAACAAGUCCUAUAUCGACAUAACCUGAAAGGCCGCUCAGCAAGGAAUAAGGCACUGCUCCAAAACCGCCAUAAAAAAGACAGACUACGGUUUGCAACUGCACAUGGGAACAAAGAUCGUACUUUUUGGAGAAAUGUCCUCUGGUCUGAUGAAACAAAAAUAGAACUGUUUGGCCAUAAUGACCAUCGUUAUGUUUGGAGGAAAAACUGGAAUGCUUGCAAGCCGAAGAACACCAUCCCAACCGUGAAGCACGGGGGUGGCAGCAUCAUGCUGUGAGGGUGCUUUGCUGCAGGAGGGACUGGUGCACUUCACAAAAUAGAUGGCAUCAUGAGGAAGGAAAAUUAUGUGGAUAUAUUGGAGCAACAUCUCAAGACAUCAGUCAGGAAGUUAAAGCUUGGUCGAAUGGACAAUGACCCCAAGCAUACUUCCAAAGUUGUGGCAAAAUGGCUUAAGGACAACAAAGUCAAGGUAUUGGAGUGGCCAUCACAAAGCCCUGACCUCAAUCCUAUAGAAAAUUUGUGGGCAUAACUGAAAAAGCGUGUGCGAGCAAGGAGGCCUACAAACCUGACUCAGUUACAGCAGCUCUGUCAGGAGGAAUGGGCCAAAAUUCACCCAACUUAUUGUGGGAAGCUUGUGGAAGACUACCCGAAAUGUUUGACCCAAUUUAAAGGCAAUGCUACCAAAUACUAAUUGAGUGUAUGUAAACUUCUGACCCACUGGGAAUGUGAUGAAAGAAAGAAAAGCUGAAAUAAAUCAUUCUCUCUACUAUUAUUCUGACAUUUCACAUUCUUAAAAUAAAGUGGUGAUCCUAACUGACCUAAAACAGGGAAUUUUUACUAGGAUUAAAUGUCAGGAAUUGUGAAAAACUGAGUUUAAAUGUGUUUGGCUAAGGUGUAUGUCAACUUCUGACUUCAACUGUAUAUGGCCAAUAUACCACGGCUAAGGGCUGUGUCCAGGCACUCCGCGAUGCGUCGUGCAUAAGAACAGCCCUUAGCCGUGGUAUAUUGGCCAUAUACCACACCCCCCUCGUGCCUUAUUGCUUAAGUAUAGCAUUGGCAGUUCCUCUGUGUGUGAGUUGAUACAGGUGUUGUUGAGAUGUGUCCCCUCCCUCAGAUACUGACACAAUUUCAUCAAAACACAUUUUUGUACAUGGGGAACGCAAAUAUUCAAGGAGGGGAACGCAUCUUGACUCAACACAGGCAUCGAGAGAUGGGCACUUAGCACCACCUGCUGGCUGCCUAAUGCUCCCUUCAGCCCCCCAUCAGAUAGAAAUGAACCACUGAUACAGGGUCAGCUAUAUUUUAACGCCCUAACGGAUUGGUGAUUGGCUAGUCUGAUUCUAGAGCUGUGGAUAAGCACAACCUCAAGCAUGCCUCCUAGUUCUAUAGUUGUCAGUGCUGGUGACCCUAGUGUGUGUUUCUCAGCUUAUAGCAAACGCAAACAUCUCCGCCCAGUACACACACACUCAUCUGUCCCGUCAUCCCUCUCCCUCCUCCAGACCAGCUCUGUCAGUGAGAUAGACGCCACGCCCCAGAAGUCGGACGUCCCCUCCUCGUCGCCCUCCGUGUCCUCUGAGCAGGAUGUGAGUGUUCCAUCGCGCACACAAAAACACACACAAACACACACACACACACACACACACUUCCGUUCAUAUCGCACAUCCCUCCCAGACAUCCUUUCUCCAGACGUUCCCUAUGUCUCAUCCCAGUUCAAAUCACAUUCUAUUUGUCACAUGCUUGGUAAACAACAGGUGUAGACUAACAGUGAAAUGCUCACUGACACGCCUUUCCCAUCAAUGCAGAGAGAAAGAAAACAGAGAAAUAAUAGGAAAGUAAUAACAUGUAAUAAAUAAAUACGCCCGUCACCAUUGUACAAUUUAAUAUUUUACUGUUUGCUAUGAUUCACAAUGCCUAUUGUUCAUUUUAACAGGGUAGCUUAGUGGUUAAGAGCGUAGUGCCAGUAAUCGUAAGGUCACUGGUUCUAAUCCCCGAGCCGACUAGGUGAAAAAUCUGUCUGUGCCCUUGAACAAUGCAUUUAACCCUAAUUGCUCCUGUAAGUCGCUCUGGAUAAGAGCGUCUGCUAAAUGACAAAAAUGUAAAAAUGUUGUAACCAUUGAUUUAUAUAUACACUGGAUGACUGGUAGAGGGCGCUGUGUUGAAGCCACCGUGCCUCCAUCUUCGCACUCCCCCACACCAUUGUAAAAAAAAAAAAAAAAAAAGAAUAUAUUUUUGCCACAUUAAUUCUAUUACAGACAUCUUAAAUGCACACUUUUAAAUUAUAUUAUCUGAACUAAACAUACAAAUUUAACAUAAAAUCAUAUUUCCUGAAAGUAUAAUUGUUUUGAGAUUACUAAUAUUACUGUCCUCACUACAACACAAAUAGAUGUAAUAUUGUCCUUGAAACAUUUAAUUCAAAACCUCUCAAUGGCCAAUACGUAGCAUCAGCAAUCCAGGGUUCAUCAUUCGUUGAAACUCACUGUCAAUAUAGGAAAAGAGGUAAAAUGCAGGGCAAUUUUUACAAAGUAUGAAUUAAAUGCAUCUCCAGAAGUAAAAAUGGACCCCCUUGCUGAUUGUUAGCUAAUUGAAUGACUCUCUUGUCCCAGUAAAGCAUAGUGCGUGUUUUUAAAGUAUAGAACCAGGGUCACGUUCAUUAAGGCACGCAAUGGAAAACGUUUUGCAACGGAAAACAAAAAUUAGUUUCUUAUUGGGCAACUCAAUGUAGUCCCUCCCUGCUUCAGUAGAUGUUAUUUCAUUUGGUGCCUAAUGAACCCAGCGCUGUCCUCUCCCCAGUUUGACCUGUUGACCUUUAAACUUUAACCCCUCUCCCACAGGAGCCAGUCCCCAAGCCCCCUGCUGUUACCCCUACCGCCCCCUCCCCUGUCUAUCAGACAUCGCUGCUGACCACACCAAAGGUACCACCUGGCCCCACACACACACACACCCCCGCUCUCACACAUUGAAAACAACAUGCUCCCGCAUAUGUGCCACCACGCAUACUCAUAGAAUAAUUUGACACAAACACACACACGCUGUCAGCUAGUCUGUAACACUUGGAUAUAUGUUCUGUGUUCUUAACUCUCUCUUCUUGUGUGUGUGUGUGUGUGUGUGUGUCUGCAGCCCAAAGCUCACCAGCUGAGCAUCAAGAACUUCUCUAGCCCCACCCAGUGCACCCACUGCACCUCCUUGAUGGUGGGUCUCAUCCGCCAGGGCUACGCCUGUGAAGGUGAGCGUCAGACACACACGACCACCCUCUUGGUCGCCUUUGUCGGUUAUUUGGGGGACUGGGGAGAUUGUGGGCGGCAUUUUCCUACCGCAAACACACCACUCGCUAUAAACGGACUGUAAUGUUUUGACUGAAUGGGAGAUCUGAAAGGGAAACUGCACCUUGUGAUGACUGCAUGUAUCUUGUGGAGACGAAUACUCACGCAUGGUCGAACUCUGAGCCCAGCUAUCUCGGAGAUCUCUCGGAUGAGCGAGAUAUCAGAGGGGAGAGAGAGCGAUAGCUCUAGCUCGUAUCUCCUUCUCUCUCUCUCUCUCUCUUCUCUCUCUUUCUCUUCUCUCUCUCUCUCUCUAUCUCUCUCUCUCUCUCUCUCUCUCUCUCUCUCUCUCUCUCUCUCUCUCUCUCUCUCUCUCUCUCCAGUGUGCUCCUUCAUCUGCCAUGUAACUUGUAAGGACAACGCUCCCCUGGUGUGCCCCAUCCCCCCUGAGCAGGCCAAGAGGCCUCUGGGCAUUGACGUACAGAGGGGCAUCGGCACCGCCUACAAGGGCUUCGUCAGGGUGAGCACUGCACACUUAGUGACAGGUUAUCACCAUAGAAAUAGAAUGACAACAGCGUUCAUUCCUGCGGCCAUAUUGAGUGUACCCUAAGUGUGCAGUCAGAGGUUUUCCCAUUCUAGUCAUUAUAAUUCUAUGAUUACAUCAUGCUCUUGGCUGUGAAGUUUCAGAGCAUCAUUUAGUUUCAUGGUGAUACGCUAAUAUCUUCCUUAAAUGUUGUUGCUUUGAUGUAAUCACGACAUCUCAAUUCUGUUCAGCUUAACAAGAUAGGAAAGUGUGAUGUACAUUUUAUUGGAAUUGAACAACACUGAAGCAUGCAUGAGAGCACCAGCUGUUCCGGACGACUGUGUGAUCACGCUCUCCGUAGCCGAUUUGAGCAAGACCUUUAAACAGGUCAACAUUCACAAGGCCGCAGGGCCAGACGGAUUACCAGGGGUGUGUACUCAGAGCAUGCGCGGACCAACUGGCAAGUGUCUUCACUGACAUUUUCAACCUCUCCCUGACCCAGGCUGUAAUACCCAUAUGUUUCAAGCAGACCACCAUAGUCCCUGUGCCCAAGAAUGCGAAGGUAACCUGCCUAAAUGACUACCGCCCCGUAGCACUCACGUCGGUAGCCAUGAAGUGCUUUGAAAGGCUGGUCAUGGCUCACAUCAUCCCAGAAACCCUAGACCCACUCCAAUUCGCAUACUGCCCCAACAGUUUCACAGAUGACGCAAUCACAAUCGCACUCCACACUGCCCUUUCCCACCUGGACAAAAGGAACACCUAUGUGAGAAUGCUGUUCAUUGACUACAGCUCAGCGUUCAACACCAUAGUGCCCACAAAGCUCAUCACUAAGCUAAGGACCCUGGGACUAAACACCUCCCUCUGCAACUGGAUCCUGGACUUCCUGACGAGCCGCCCUCAGGUGAUAAGGUUAGGCAACAAUACAUCAACCACGCUGAUCCUCAACACCGGGGCCCCUCAGGGGUGCGUGCUUAGUCCCCUCCUGUACUCCCUGUUCACCCACGACCGUGUGGCCAAGCACGACUCCAACACCAUCAUUAAGUUUGCUGAUGACACAACAGUGGUAGGCCUGAUCACCGACAAUGAUGAGACAGCCUAUAUGGAGGAGGUCAGAGACCUGGCAUGGUGGUGUGAGCAAGACAAAGGAGAUGAUCGUGGACUACAGGAAAAGGAGGGCUGAACAGGCCCCCAUUAACAUUGACGGGGCUGUAGUGGAGCAUGUAGAGAGUUUCAAGUUCCUUGGUGUCCACAUCACCAACAAACUAUCAUGGUCCAAACACACCAAAAGGGCACGACAACACCUUUUUGUCAUGGGUCCCCAGAUCCUCAAACUUUUCUACAGCAGCACCAUCAAGAGCAUCCUGACCGGUUGCAUCACCGCCUGGUAUGGCAACUGCUCGGCAUGCGACCGUAAGGCGCUACAGAGGGUAGUGCGUACGGCCCAAUACAUCCAGGACCUCUAUACUAGGUGGUCAGAGGAAGGCCCAAAAAAUUGUCAAAGACUCCAGUCACCCAAGUCAUAGACUGUUCUCUCUGCUACCGCACGGCAAGCGGUACCGGAGCGCCAAGUCUAGGUCCAAAAGCCUCCUUAACAGCUUUUACCCCCAAGCAAUAAGACUGCUUAACAAUUAAUCAAACGGCCACCUGGACUAUUUACAUUGACACCUACCCCCUCCCUUUAUUUUUACACUGUUGCUACUCACUGUUUAUUAUCAUAGUCACUUUACCCCUACCUACAUGUACAAACUACCUCUACUAACCUGUACCCCUGCACAUUGAAUCGGUACCGGUACCCCCUGUAUAUAGCCUCGUAAUUAUGUAAUUUUAUUGUGUUAAUCUUUAGUUUUACUUUAGUUUAUUUAGUAAAUAUUUUCGUAACUAUUUAUUGAACUGCAUUGUUGGUUAAGGGCUUGUAAGUAAGCAAUACACGGUGAGGUCUACCUACACCUGUUGUAUUCGGUGGAUGUGACAUAAAAUGUGAUUUUGAUUUUAACAUGAACAGACCUCUAAAUUGAAAAGUUGCUGCUCUGCCCUCUCCGUCAGAUCCCCAAGCCCACAGGGGUGAAGAAGGGCUGGCAGCGGGCGUACGCCGUGGUCUGUGACUGUAAGCUCUUCCUGUACGAGGUGCCGGAGGGCAAGUCCACCCAGCCGGGCGUGGUGACCAGUCAGGUCCUGGACCUCAGGUAGGACUACUAUGUUGGGGUGAAGGGUGUUUGUGUGUGGGAGAUGGAAGGAGGGAGAUGAAGGGUGUGCGAUAGGACUGGCACGAUAAUUGUAUAACCAAGUAACUGACAAUUAUGGAUGAAGACGUGAGUAAAAUAACUGUCCCUACCGCUCUAAUACAUUCAUUUUAGAUUAUUUUUAAGUAAAUAUGUCCGAUAUACACAAUAGCAGUAGUGUAAAUGAAUGACUAUUAUAAACAAGUGCUUUUCUACCUUAAUCCGUGAUCUCCUGCCUCCUUCAACAUGCGCUCUCUCCUUAAAAAUGCGCUCCCUUUGAUGCUGUAAAGUUAGCAUGAUCUGUAGCCUAGUAUGCAGAGUGCUCUGGCGAAUACGUUUAUCCAGUUUACAAAGAUGCCAAAAUAAUGCUAAAAGCCAUAAUAUAUUGCUGAAGUUAACGAUCAAGUGUCAUUUUGUAGACUUUACCCUUUGCCAAAGUUUCUAAAAAUUGUGUUGUUUAGGAGUGCAAAGGCAAAUUGAAUUAUUGCACACGCGCACUUCACAGAGUAGGCGUUCCCUAAGGGAAAUAUGCAAAUAAAUGCUUGAACAUGCCAAUAGGAAUCUCACUAGCUCGUGCUUGGCUCUGCCCACUUCUCUUGUUCUGCACACUAUGAUUAAUUUGCUCCCAUUGGAAACGACAGGAUGUGGUCUAUCUUGGGCCAGUUAUACACAUCUUUGACUACGUGCUACUGCUGCUGCCAAGCAGACGGAGAGUAGAGGAGAAAAUGUUCAUGCUUUAAUUUUGCUAUUUCAAUGGUUAUAACCGUGACGUGGACAUUUGCCUGACAAAUAACGAUUACCCCAAAAUUCCAUAACGUCACAGCCCUGCUGUGUGUGUUUGUUUGGGGUGUGUGUGUGUGUGUUUGUAACACUGUGUUCUGUGUAUGUCCACAGAGAUGAGGAGUUUUCCGUCAGCUCUGUCCUGGCCUCGGACGUCAUCCACGCCACCCGCAAAGACGUUCCCUGCAUAUUCAGGGUGAGCUCUGAACUGCUGUAUGAAAAGCGCUUUGUGAAUAAAGUUAUUAUGUUGACGCCUGUAUAAUUUCAUUGUAAUCUGUGUGAGAGAACCCGAUAAAUGAUCUUGAAAUAAAGUUACAUCUAAAGGAUGUUAAAACUACUUGUGAGUUACUAUGGAAAGUUAUGGUGUAUCAUAAUUAUCAUUAUAACCCUUUAUGUGGAAAAACGUUAUUAUAUUGAUUACUGUACAAUUUUAUUAUAGUCUAUUGCUACUAUGUGAUGAUGUUUCCUAUGUGAGAAAACCCAAUGACAAACGUGAAAUAAUAAUCAUACAUGGCUUUUAUAUAGCACUUUUCAAGGACCCAAAGUUGCAAUUAUUAUUAACCCGAGCCCUCCCUCUCUCUCUGACUCAGGAGUUACUAUGGAACCUUAUAGUCAGUGUUACGACACACAAAUGUAUCAUAAUGCAUUAUAAACCUGGCCCUCUCUGUCCAUCAGGUGACGUCGUCCCUGCUGAGCUCGCCGGCGGGUGCCGUCUCUCUGCUGGUGCUGGCUGAGAGCGAGGCGGAGAAGAAGAAGUGGAUGGGCAUCCUGGAGGGCCUGCAGAGCAUCCUGGCCAAGAACCGCCUCAGGAACCGCGUGGUGCACGCCCUGCACGAGGCCUACGACUCCUCGCUGCCCGCCAUCAAGACCACGCUCUGCGCGGCCAUCGUCGGUGAGUUGGGGAACUACUGAAGAGACUGAAACAUUUCCCUCUCGCAAACACACCGUAACAUUUCAGAUCGACCGAAUGAGUGAAAUUAUAAUCUGUACUGGAUGAGUGAAAUUAUAAUCUGUACUGGAUGAGUGAAAUUAUAAUCUGUACUGGAUGAGUGAAAUUAUAAUCUGUACUGGAUGAGUGAAAUUAUAAUCUGUACUGGAUGAGUGAAAUUAUAAUCUGCAGUGUAAGUAAUGUUGUAACUUUUCUGUGACAAUUUCUGUGAGGGAGGAAGUUUCAUUGUUUUUGUAGUGGGCACACGCAAAACACAGAAUGCAAUCGCAAAUUGCAGUUUGAGAUCUCAGUUUAUUAAAAAUAUGAUGGUGCGUUUACUCAAACGCGUGUGUUUGCGAGAGGUGUUGCUGUGUGUGUGGAGGAUGGCAGUGGGAGAGAGCGUGAGGCAUACGACUCUGUCUGCCAUGAAGACCACACCCUCCAUAAUCAGUGAGUCCGGGGACAGUGGGCCUCAUUUAUCAUGAGCAGCACAAAUGUGUGUGGAAAUCUUUAUUUUAUUUUUUUAUUUUUUACGAUUUCUGUUUAGCAGCUGGAACAGGUCAAUUAACGAUUUUCAAAGUGUAAGAAACAUUAGUAAAAUCUGUUGUGGGUUUUGUUUGUGUUUUUCAUUUUUUUAACAAAUGUAACGUACAGUGUAUGGAAAAAGUGAGGGAGGGAGGGAGGGAGGGAGGGAGAGAGAGAGGGAGAGAGGGAGAGAGAAUCAGAGACUGUGUUGACUGCUCCUCUGUCUCCCUGCAGAUCGAGAGCGUAUCGCCCUGGGAACAGAGGAAGGCCUGUUUGUAGUGGAGGUCACCAGAGAUGGUAAGAACAUACCUAUCCCACAUCUGGUCAUAUCCACUCAUAGGGCGUUUUCACAUAUGACAUUCGGUACCCUGGUAUUGUUCUGAAAAUUCGACCAAAUAUAUUUAGCCUUAAAAAUUAAUAAAUAAAAUGCACUUUCCACAUGACGUUAGCAAGCUAGCUUGUUUACAAUGGGCGAAAAAGUUCCACGCGACUUGCACUGAAUUGUAACAGGACAUGGUGCUCUGGUCCGGGAUCUGGAACCCACCACUCGGCCAGGUCCAGGAUUUGUUUCAGCCAGGGUUCGUUUACGUUUCACAAAUGCUCUAUAGUGCAGAUCAUCAGGGUACCAAAUGCUCCAUCAUCCGGACAUUACAUGGAUAUGUGACAGCCCCCAUAGAGGCUCAUAUGAUAACAGCAUGCAGACUCCUCCAUGCAGAAGAAAAGUCAUGUUUUUAGAUUUCUUUCAUUUCCAACAUGUAUCUUGACUCAGAUUUCUUUCUUCAUCCUAAGACUAUUUCUCCAUGGUCUUUCCUCGAUUCCUCACCUCCUCUCUCCUCGCUUCCUCUCUCUUCGGUUCCUUCUAAAAAUGCAUUGGUGGAGAAUCCAAAGUCCCUUUCAUCGGACCUUCUCCUCCAUUUGGUUUUUAGAAGGGGGGGAGACUGAAAUCAAGGAGAGAAAGUGUCGACAAUUCGGAAUCAACCAUCUAUCAUCUUGCCUAUUGACUCACAAAUCACCAUUUGUGAUUCCUUUCAACACACUAUGAUUCUCUGUGUGUCAUUUGGCCCUACCACCUCCCCUGUUGACUCCCCCUUCUCUCCCCUCUUCAGUGAUCGUGCGGGCGGCCGACUGCAAGAAGGUGCACCAGAUGGAGCUGAUCCCCAAAGAGAAGAUGGUGGCCCUGCUGUGUGGACGCAACCGACACGUGCACCUGCACCCCUGGGGGGUGCUGGAGGGGGCCGAGGCGGCCUUCGACAUCAAGCUGACAGAGACCAAGGGCUGCCAGGCACUGACCACGGGCGUGCUGCGCCCCGGGGGACCCGCCUGCCUGCUGGCUGCCGUCAAGCGACAGGUCACUGUUUUAUUUAUUGAUUUACCUGUUUACACAUGCAGACAAACGGUGCCAAAAGCACUAAUAAGAGUUCCAAUACAAAACAUGUCAAAUGAAGAAAUGGAUCUCAUAUCGACCCCAUUUCAAAACAAACAAUUUAUAAAGGGUGCAUUCAUAAAGUCUUCAUAAGCACUGCGUAGUCUUCAUAAGCACUGCGUAGAUGCUUCGCAAAUCGUUAAUAAGCAAACUCCUACUAGCUACAUCAAGACUGAUUAUAAAAGGUCCUUUCCAUCUGCUGCUUUGCCAGAACGUAAGUAGUAACGUCUCCUCAACUUCUCUCCCCCUUCACCAGGUGCUGUGCUAUGAGAUCACCCGGGCCAAGCCGCACCACCGCAAGCUGUGGGAGGUGCAGGCCCCAGGGGUGGUCCAGUGGCUGGGCAUGGUGCGCGAACGCCUGUGCGUGGGCUACCCCUCGGGCUUCGCCCUGCUGGCCCUCCAGGGCGAGUCGUCGCCCGUCAGCCUGGUGAGCCCCGGGGACCAGUCGCUAGCCUUCCUGGCCCAGCAGCCCCUGGACGCGCUGCAUGCCCUGGAGGUGGGCACGGCCGAGCUGUUACUCUGCUUCAGCCAGCUGGGGAUCUACGUGGACCCCACGGGGAAGAGGAGCAGGGCCCAGGAACUGAUGUGGCCCGCCACGCCGCUCGCCUGCAGUACGUCACGCUUUGGUUUUGUUUUGAGUGGUUGCGUUGAGUUUGGGUUAGGCAAGUUUUGGAGAACAAAUGCAGCUGGUCUAGCGGUGAUGCAGAAGUCUCCGGCACAUGUCGGCAUAGGUUGGAAUCCAGCCUACUGUCCUUGCACACAACCCUCCCUCUAUCUUUCCUCACAGUCAUCCUCUAUCUCUAUCUGUUCAAUACAAUCAGAAAAUACCUUCAAAUAUAUAUUUUUAAACAAAUGCAGGAUUACAUGCAAUUGUAAAACAGCAGAUAAAACGAUCUCUAUAGGCUUGGGCGAUAUAUAUCGUUCAUACCGGGGUAUUUCUUAAUACCGACGGUAUGAAUUUCAGUACCGUUAAAAAAUAUAUAGACUUGCGUGGUCUGUGCGGGUUGUUGUUGUUGUUGAAAUAGCACCCCUUGUGUGCACUUUAAGUAAUACUGUAUACCCCGGUAUGGUAUUGAAACGGUAUGACAGUAUUAAAAUCUGGAUACCGCCCAACCCUAACAAUCUCUAUCAUUGGUAGUGAUUGAGACACCUUAGAACGACCUAUGUAGAAUGCCUGAAUGCAUUCACAAUACAUUACACCCAGAAACUGUUAGCUAUCCAACUCUGAAGUCCUUCUGCUAAGUGGCACAACAUAUUUUGAAGGGGCACUGAAAGACAUUCAAUAUUGUUAAAACAUUUAAAAGAAGGUAAAAAAUAAACUGUAUCUAGUAUAUUGUAUCCUACAAAUGUAUCAAGUUGUGGAGGCCUCUGUGAUUGGUCAGCGUUUCUCUCCUGUGGUGUCCGUCAGGUUCCAGCUCCUCCUACCUUACGGUGUACAGCGAGUAUGGGGUGGAUGUGUUCGACAUCCACACCACCGAGUGGGUCCAGACCAUUUCACUGAGGAAGGUAAAAGCAGGGCUGUCCCGCCCAUACAACAGUCUGGGCUCAGUCUAAUAACCCAUAAUGGGGUGUCUUGGUGAGUGAGUGAAUGCGAGGAUGCAUGUUCUAAUCUUGGGUGUGUGUGUGUGUGGGGGGAGUGAAUGUGUGUGUGUGUGUGUGUGUGCAUGAAUGAAUGAAUGAAUGGAGUGUCUGUGUGCACUUGUGUAUAUAUGCCCCUGAUCUGUAGAGUGUCUUGGUGUAACCCUGACCCUCAGAUAAGGCCUCUGAAUGUGGAGGGCAGUCUGAACCUGCUGGGCUCUGAACAACCACGCCUCAUCUACUUCAGCAACAACUCCACAGGUGCAAAUACACCUCAAUAUACGCACUACAUAUAUAUACCCCAAAUACACUCAUCUAUAUCUCAAUAUACGCACUACAUAUAUACCCCAAAUACACUCACCUAUAUCUCAAUAUACUCACUACAUAUUACAGACCCAAAUACCACUACAAACUAUAUCACUACAAUAAACCAAAAUACUCACUACAUAUAUACAAACCCCAAGACACUAACUCAAUAUAUCACUACAUAUACCCCAAUACACACUACCAAUAUACUACCAUACCCCCAAAUACACUCACCAUAGAUCGCAAUAAUACGCACUACAAUAUACCCAAUACAAUACACCCACCAUAUCUCAAUAACUACUCACUACAUAUAUACCCCCAAUACACUCAAAACGACAUAAGACCCAAGACACUCACUAUAUCAAUAUCUCACACAAACCCCAAUACACUCAAUAUAUCUCAAUAUACCAAUACAUACCCCAAUAAACUACACAAUACCACAAUAACAAUAACUCAUAUACUCACUACAUAUAACCCCAUACACCAAACACUCACCAUAUCUCAAUAUACUCACUACAUAUAUACCCCAAACACUCUAAUCUCAAUAACUCAUACAUAUAUACCCCAAAUACACCCAUAUCCAAUACUCACACAGAUAUACCCCAAAUACACUCACCUACAAACUCACACUAUAUACAAAUACACUGACUUAUCUCAUAUACUUUACAUAUAUACCCCAAUACACUCCACUAUCUCAAUAUACCACUACAUAAUACCCCAUACACUCACCUAUAUCUCAUCUAUAUCUCAAUAUACUCACUAAUACCGUGAGGGAAAAAAGUAUUUGAUCCCCUGCUGAUUUUGUACGUUUGCCCACUGACAAAGAAAUGAUCAGUCUAUAAUUUUAAUGGUAGGUUUAUUUGAACAGUGAGAGACAGAAUAACAACAACAAAAUCCAGAAAAACCCAUGUCAAAAAUGUUAUAAAUUGAUUUGCAUUUUAAUGAGGGAAAUAAGUAUUUUACCCCCUCUCAAUCAGAAAGAUUUCUGGCUCCCAGGUGUCUUUUAUACAGGUAACGAGCUGAGAUUAGGAGCACACUCUUAAAGGGAGUGCUCCUAAUCUCAGCUUGUUACCUGUAUAAAAGACACCUGUCCACAGAAGCAAUCAAUCAAUCAGAUUCCAAACUCUCCACCAUGGCCAAGACCAAAGAGCUCUCCAAGGAUGUCAGGGACAAGAUUGUAGACCUACACAAGGCUGGAAUGGGCUACAAGACCAUCGCCAAGCAGCUUGGUGAGAAGGUGACAACAGUUGGUGUGAUUAUUCGCAAAUGGAAGAAACACAAAAUAACUGUCAAUCUCCCUCGGCCUGGGGCUCCAUGCAAGAUCUCACCUCGUGGAGUUGCAAUGAUCAUGAGAACGGUGAGGAAUCAGCCCAGAACUACACGGGAGGAUCUUGUCAAUGAUCUCAAGGCAGCUGGGACCAUAGUCACCAAGAAAACAAUUGGUAACACACUACGUCGUGAAGGACUGAAAUCCUGCAGCGCCCGCAAGGUCCCCCUGCUCAAGAAAGCACAUAUACAGGGCCGUCUUAAGUUUGCCAAUGAACAUCUGAAUGAUUCAGAGGAGAACUGGGUAAAAGUGUUGUGGUCAGAUGAGACCAAAAGCGAGCUCUUUGGCAUCAACUCAACUCGCUGUGUUUGGAGGAGGAGGAAUGCUGCCUAUGACCACAAGAACACCACCCCCACCGUCAAACAUGGAGGUGGAAACAUUAUGCUUUGGGGGUGUUUUUCUGCUAAGGGGACAGGACAACUUUACCGCAUCAAAGGGACGAUGGACGGGGCCAUGUACCGUCAAAUCUUGGGUGAGAACCUCCUUCCCUCAGCCAGGGCAUUGAAAAUGGGUCGUGGAUGGGUAUUCCAGCAUGACAAUGACCCAAAACACAUGGCCAAGGCAACAAAGGAGUGGCUCAAGAAGAAGCACAUUAAGGUCCUGGAGUGGCCUAGCCAGUCUCCAGACCUUAAUCCCAUAGAAGAUCUGUGAAGGGAGCUGAAGGUUCGAGUUGCCUAAGGUCAGUCUCGAAACCUUAAUGACUUGGAGAAGAUCUGCAAAGAGGAUUGGGACAAAAUCCCUCCUGAGAUGUGUGCAAACCUGGAGAUGUGUGUCUGACCUCUGUGAUUGCCAACAAGGGUUUUGCCACCAAGUACUAAGUCAUGUUUUGCAGAGGGGUCAAAUACUUAUUUUCCUCAUUAAAAUGCAAAUCAAUUUAAAACAUUUUUGACAUGCGUUUUUCUGGAUUUUUUUGUUGUUAUUCUGUCUCUCACUGUUCAAAUAAACCUACCAUUAAAAUUAUAGACUGAUUAUGUCUUUGUCAGUGGGCAAACAUACAAAAUCAGCAGGGGAUCAAAUACUUUUUUCCCUCACUGUAUACCCCAAAUACACUCACCUACAUCUCAAUAUACUCACUACAUAUAUACCCCAAUACACUCACCUUUAUCUCAAUAUAUUCACUACAUAUACCCCAAUACAAUCCCCUAUAUCUCAAUAUACUCACUACAUAUAUACCCCAAUACACUCACCUUUAUCUCAAUAUACUCACUACAUAUAUACCCCAAUACACUCACCUUUAUCUCAAUAUACUCACUACAUAUAUACCCCAAUACACUCAACUAUAUCUCAAAUCACGACAUAUUCUUCCUCACUCUCUUUCUCUGUCCGUCCUGCAGAAGGUGACCUGGCCAUCCCGGAGACGUCUGACAACAGUAAGAAGCUUAUGGUGAGGACGCGCAGCAAGAGGAAGUUCCUCUUCAAGGUCCCGGAAGAGGAGAGGCUGCAGCAGAGGAGGUAACCUUCCCCCCCCCCCCCCCCCCACAAUCCCCUUUCAUACUUUUCUUGAUUUGUGGACUGGACAGCCAUAAAGUAGGGAGGGGAGACAGAAAAUAGGGUUUUAGAUGAGGGAGGCUGAGUCGGGGCUUGAACCCCCGUCGCCAGGGGGGCACCACUCGACCAGACUCCAGCACCAGAGGAGGCAACAUUACUCUGUUCACCUUAUACGUCUAACUUCUGACAAUCAUUUCUUAACUUAAGUCAGUCUGUAUACCACCAUUGCAGUGCACUAAUCCAGUACAUCUUGGGGCGGCAGGUAGCCUAGCGGUUGGGCCAGUAACCGAAAGAUCUCUGGUUUGAAUCCCCAAGCCGACUAGAUGAAAAAUCUGUCAAUGUGCCCUUGGGCAAGGCACUUAACCCUAAUUGCUCCUGUAAGUUGCUCUGGAUAAGAUGUUACUAAAUGACUCAAAUGUAACUGUUCACAAUAAUACACACUGACCAUUGUAACCAUGUGUGUUGUGUUGACAGAGAGAUGCUGAGGGACCCUGAGCUGAGGUCCAAGAUGAUCUCCAACCCAAUCAACUUUAACCACGUGGCACACAUGGGCCCCGGCGACGGCAUGCAGGUCCUCAUGGAUCUGCCUCUGGUAAGGGCCACAGCUGGUGCCAAAAUGGCUGCCUCAUACUGUAUUCAUAACCCAUAGAGGUAGUUAUAGGACUCAACUUGGAUAUAACCCAUUUUAGCAUGGACAUUGUCAUUGAGGCACAUUUUCAAACAUCAAAAGGAGAAGAAAAUUGACUACUUUAAAAUGGAGAUAGCCUUAAUGGUGCUGCCCGUGAUGUCACAGACGCCAUAAUGGCAACAGAUACAAAGAUGGGACCUCUUUCCAUCUCUGUCAUAACCCAACUGACGUUGCAGGAAUCAAAAUGGCCUCCCCAACCCCCUUAUAACCUGACUGAUAUUGUAGCAGCCAAAGUGGCUGUCUAUUGCAAAUUAACAGACAUUUGCUGGACCCGGGACGGCAAAUAACCUAACUGAUAUCGCAGGAACCAAAAUGUCUGCCCUGUGAUAACCUUUCUGAAAUUGCGGGUGACAACAUGGCCGCCCCUUAAAACGUAACAAAACAGGAGCCAUAACAGCUGUUUUUUAACGAUCGCAAGACACCCACUGGAGACAAAAUGGUGUCUCCUUGCAUUUUCUGACACUAGCAGCUCCCACUACCAACUCCACAGAAUAGCACUGCUAUCGUACCAUCCUAACUCCACAGAAUAGCACUGCUAUCUUACCAUCCUAACUCCACAGAAUAGCACUGCUAUCCUACCAUCCUAACUCCACACAAUAGCACUGUUAUCCUACCAUCCUAACUCUACAGAAUAGCACUGUUAUCCUACCAUCCUAACUCCACAGAAUAGCACUGUUAUCCUACCAUCCUAACUCCACAGAAUAGCACUGUUAUCCUACCAUCCUAACUCCACAGAAUAGCACUGCUAUCCUACCAUCCUAACUUUACAAAAUAGCACUGCUAUCCUACCAUCCUAACUUCACAGAAUAACACUGCUAUCCUACCAUCCUAACUCCACAGAAUAACACUGCUAUCCUACCAUCCUAACUCCACAGAAUAGCACUGCUAUCCUACCAUCCUAACUCCACAGAAUAACACUGCUAUCCUACCAUCCUAACUCCACAGAAUAGCACUGUUAUCCUACCAUCCUAACUCCACAGAAUAGCACUGUUAUCCUACCAUCCUAACUCCACAGAAUAGCACUGUUAUCCUACCAUCCUAACUCCACAGAAUAGCACUGCUAUCCUACCAUCCUAACUCCACAGAAUAGCACUGCUAUCCUACCAUCCUAAAUCCACAGAAUAGCACUGCUAUCCUACCAUCCUAAAUCCACAGAAUAGCACUGCUAUCCUACCAUCCUAACUCCACAGAAUAACACUGCUAUCCUACCUUCUAGAUGUCACCUUUCUCUACCUAUUUACCACCUCUGCUCCUCCUCCUUCUCUUUUUUGAGAAUGACCCUGUAGUCCCUCCCUCACGCCCUCUUUCACUUUCUCCUCCCCUCCCUCUCUUUUUUUCAUCUGUCUUGUUCGUGUCCUUUGUUUCCACUCUCUUUUUCUCUCUCUCCUUCUCUCUCACCCCCCCCCCCCCCCCCCCCGGCCUGGCAGCAGAGCGAGAGCGCCGCCACCACCCCUUCCCCCUCAUCCUCCCGCCACCACGCCCUGAUCUCCCCACCGAGCAACUUUGAGCACGUCUAUCACAUGAGCCUCGUGUCGGCCGGCCUCUACCUGCAGAAAGAGCCCUCCACCUCUUCCUCCACCUCCUCGCUGCAGCACUGCAGCAUGCCUCAGCUCUCAUCCUCCUCCUCCUCCUCUCCCUCCACCUCCUCCCUAGGAAGGGUAGGCCUGACCUGACGCUUCCCCCCUCCUUCCCCCACUCUCCUCCUUUUGACACCACCACCACCUCUUUUGCACAAUCCCAAAUCGACACCCGCAGUAGCCCUUAUCCCCUAGUGACCUAGCCUCUAUGCCUGGGGUACUGGUUGUUAAAUCUGUGCCUGGAGGCCUGGGGUACUGGUUGUUAAAUCUGAGCCUGGAGGUCUGGGGUACUGGUUGUUAAAUCUGAGCCUGGAGGUCUGGUGUACUGGUUGUUAAAUCCGUGCCUGGAGGUCUGGGGUACUGCUGGUUUUCUUUCUCUCUCUGGUUGUUAAUUGAUUAAUUCAUGUUAUUUUUUCAUUGGACAGAGAUUUGUCCCAGGUCUGAAUUAGUCCAUGAUUAAAGGGAAAGGAUAAACAUUGGCGGUACUUCUACCCUCGGGCCUACAGUGCAUUCGUAAAGUAUUCAGACCCCUUGACUUUUUCCACAUUUUGUUACAUUACAGCCUUGUUCUAAAAUGGAUUCCAUUUUUUUCCACCUCAUCAAUCUACACACAAUACCCCAUAAUGACAGUGUUAAUUUUUUUUGUAUUAAAAAUGAAAACAGAUACAUUAUUUACAUAAGUAUUCAGACCCUUUACUAUGAGACUCGAAAUUGAGCUCAGGUGCAUCCUGUUUCCAUUGGUCAUCCUUGAGAUGUCUAUAAAGAGCACUCCACCAAUCAGGCCCUUAUGGUAGUGGCCAGAUGGAAGCCACUCCUCAGUGAAAGGCACAUGACAGCCCGCUAAAGGACUCUCAGACCAUGAGAAACAAGAUUCUCUGGCCUGAUGAAACCAAGAUUGAACUCUUUGGCCUGAAUGCCAAGCGUCACAUCUGGAGGAAACCUGGCACCAUCCCUACGGUGAAGCAUGGUGGUGGCAGCAUCAUGCUGUGGGGAUGUUUUUCAGCGGUAGGGACUGGGAGACUAGUCAGGAAUGAGGGAAAGAUGAACGGAGCAAAGUACAGAGAGAUCCUUGAUAAAAACCUGCUCCAGAGCGCUCAGGACCUCAGACUGGGGUGAAGGUUCACCUUCCAACAGAACAACGACCCUAAGCACACAGCCAAGACAACGCAGGAGUGACUUUGAGACAAGUCUCUGAAUUUCCUUCAGUGGUCCAGCCAGAGCCCGGACUUGAACCCGAUCUAACAUCUCUGGAGAGACCGGAAAAUAGCUGUGCAGUGACGCUCCCCACUCAACCUGACAGAGCAUGAGAGGAUCUGCAGAGAAGAAUGGGAGAAACUCCCCAAAUACAGGUGUUCCAAGCUUGUAGCGUCAUACCCAAGAAGACUCGUGGCUGUAAUUGCUGCCGAAGGUGCUUCAAAAAAGUACUGAGUAAAGGGUCUGAAUACUUGUGUUUAAAGUUGCAAUGGCCACGUCAGUCUCCGGACUGUGGUUUGAAUUGAGGGCAGUCCAUAAGAGCAGACCAAAGGAAAUCAAGUAUCCGGAAAGAUUCUCUAUGGAGGAAUGGUCUAAGAUCCCUCCCGGUGUGUUCUCAUAAAACACUAAAGGCUAGGUGCCAUUAUCCUAGCAAGGAGAGGGUGCAAAAAGUAUUAAAAACAGUGCUAUUCUUUUUGAGAAAAUAAAUAAUUACUUGUUAAACUCUGAGCAAUUGUAUUAGUAUAAAACAAAUAAAUAAAAAAUUAGCAUACAAAAUCUCAGUAUUUUAUUGAUUUCAUACAGUCUUUUUUGCUCAUCUUUAUCAAGGGUGCCAAUGAUAAUGGUGACUGUAUCUAACCGCUGCUCUUCGAUCUCCACAAAUGAAUAAGGAGUAGGGGCUUGUGGGUCGACUUGGGAUCGGUCAUAUUUCCAGCCCCCCCCUCCCCCCCUCCCCCCCCCCCCUUCUUCCUCGCAGUUCCGUUUUCAGUUUGCUCGAGUGCAGUGAGUUUUUCGGAAUCUGGGGGUGGUUUUUUAUUUCGGCUGACGUCAUAGUGAGUCUGUUUUUCUGUUUCUGGCUGCAGUGUGGUUAUUUGUCAUGUUAGAACUGGUCAACAACAUGCUUGAUAAGCUUCCCUCAGGGUUCAAUGGAGAGAAAGCUUUUUUGAAAAUGGAGCCCAGCCAAUUGGAAAAGCUCCCUAAAGGUUUAAUCUAUUAGAAGACGGCCACCAGAAGUCAUGUAGAGACUUAUCUAUGGCUAUUUUCCCCCCAUUGAAUUUUGCGAAAACAUAUACCGGCGUGGCUUGUGACUUGUUUCAGUCAAACGAGUGACUUUCUGUGCAUCUGGAGUUUAUCGCUGUGCGUGUGAGCUUGUACAAGGCUGUUGGUUUCAUGCGUGUGCAGUAGUGCGUGCAUAAGCAUCCAUAUAAAUGUCUUGACCGUGUCAAAUCAUGCACCUGGGUCGUGUUCAUAAGGCACCCAAUGAAAUUAAACUCAAUUAAAUGGGGAUGUCCAAUAAGAAACGCUAAUUUUUGUUGCAAAACCUUUUAAAAACGUUUUCCGUUGUGUGUCCUAAUGAACACAAACCUGUUCACCCAUAUAGUCAAAUAUAUGUGCCAUUGUCUUACUGUGUGUGUGUGUGUGUGUGUGUGUGUGUGUGUGUGUGUGUGUGUGUGUGUGUGUGUGUGUGUGUGUGUGUGUGUGUGUGUGUGUGUCUUGGCGACUGCUUGGUGGUACAGAGUGUGAUGCAUUCUUCUCAGGACGACCCGGCCAAGGACAAGCCCCGCCCACUCUCCAGUAUCUCCCGGCAACAGUGGAGCAAGACCCACAUCACCCGCACGGCCUCUGGUGAGAGGACCCCGAGCGCACACACACACACACACACACACACACACACACACACACACACACACACACACCUUCCGCAUGUGGUUACAACACAUACUGCAUACCUUUCAACUCACACUUUUUAGUAAAUCCAUUCUCUCUCUCUCUGUCAUUGAUGCUAAUGCUCUAUGUCCGUGUGUGUGUGUGUGUGUGUGUGUGUAUGUGUGUUGUGUCAUGAAGGAGGUGCAGACUUUGGAGGAGCAGGAUCGUCUCGCAACAUCUCCGACCCAGACGGGGACUUUGAGAGAGAGGUAAAGACCCCCAACACAGCACACACACACACACACCAGGGUUUCCGUUAG